CGUGGGGAAGGGGAUCCCGGUCCGGACGCUGAUUGGCCGCGGAGCUGUCGGCGGCGGCUCCGCUGUUGCUGAGGGGAAGCGCGAGGGGCCCGGCCGGGGCAAGGGAGGCCAGGAGCGGACGACGGGUGAGUUUAUGAAUAUGCUAAUGACAUGCAAAUUACGUAAAAAUGGACCUUCCGCCGAGGGGACUUGGGAUGGGAACGAAGUCCACCCUCCUCGUUCGCUCCGCUUGCCUCAGUUGUACUUUGCAGCCCUGCGGGGGGAGGGGACAGGCUAGAAGUAACAAGCGGAAGAGCUUGAUGGGAGUUGUAGUCUUUCCUAGGGGAACUCCCCAGGAUGUCGUAAGGGCGGGCUGCCGUUUUGGACUACAAAUCCCAUGAGGCUGUGCGCGGAGCCUUGGCUUCUUUAGACGUUCUGUUGCCCCAAAGCAUGAUGGGUGCGCUAGUCUUUUACGAGUACGUCCCUCUGCUUUUCCUAUGGGCAUCGCUGGCCCUGAAGAUUCUUCGGCACCCUGACCGUCCUGAGGAACGCCGCGGUGCAUCCCGGGAGUUGUGGUUCUUUCUCUGGUAACUUCCUGGUUUCUCCCAUAACACUUUAUGGGAACCAUGACUUCGGCGGCCGGCAGCCCUUGCGCGCUCAGCAGUUCUAAUGCGGUAGAAGCCUGGCUAACAAGGCACUAUGGGAAUUGUUGUCUUUCACACCUACGCAGUAUGGGAAGGAUGAGUGACAAGAACUACAAGUCCCAUGAAGGAUAGCUCCCCGUUUCUGCCUCAGCUGUAUUUCGCGUAGUGUCAUGGGAAUUAAAGUUCUUUCUGCGAGGGUUGGAAGACUCAAUCAGCUGUGGGUGGAAGUCCUUAAAGACUACAUGUCCCAUGAGGCUCAGCGGAACCUCGCUCUUCCUGUUCGCCCGGCGCCCGGUAAACAAGUCUGUGUUCUUGCUCCGCCUCUCCGUCCCUAUUGGCUACUGUAUGGUGGGCUUCUCCCACUUCUCCCUUAAUUCACCUUUCUACAGGCUACUGUAAGUGCUUCUCUCAAGGGAGGGGCAGGAAUGCUUUGACUAGUCUGGCCGACCCCUUUCAGCGCUGAUAGGCCGUUCGCGCUGCCUGUCUCGGGAGGUGGGGAAUGCGCAAGUUCUGGAGGCGAGCUAUUGGCUCGUACGAAAAUCUGUCACGGAGUUGUGGGUGCCGAUUGGACAGUGGCUCCAGCUGGUCCAGAUUCAUUCACCAUUUUGUCUGUUGGAGUAAAAGGGGCUCGGAGGGGCCGAGAGGGGCUCGGGCUGGACCAUCGGAGAAGCGGGGGAGGGGGAGUAAAAACUGGACUGUACCAAGACUCCCUGCAGAAAGAAUUCUGGCUAUCCUAAACUCCCUGGAAAGAGGGAGUCAUUCAGGUAAGGGGGGGUGAUAUUAACUCCUGUGCCCCCCUUCCCAAGGAGGGGGGGGAAGAGGAGGCUCCACAAAGGGUUAACAUCUUCACCAUAGCCUCCAAAGGAAAAGGAGGGGGUGGGAUGCACCAACUUUACUCCCCCUCCUCCCCAUUAGGUCCCGGGAGGUACCAACUCCCGCAGCCCUAAAAUGGGGACCCUCAGAGUUGCAAGGCAGCAGGAGGAGGCAGCAGCAGCAGAGAUGCCCGCUUUUUAUGUGCCACAACUUUUGGUGGUUUUAUGCAAAAGAAUUCUGGCGGGGGGGGGGAUGCGAUCCCUUUUGCAGCUGCUAAGGCAGGUGGGAUCAAGGCGAGAGACCAGCUUUGCCCCCCCCCAGCUCCCCUUUCCUGGGCAUGUUUGGGAGGGCAAAGUGGGUUGUGAUGUACCACCAGGAGAGGAGAGGGGGGCUGAUCCUGGCUGUGGUGGGAUGACUUUGAGCAGGGCAGCGGUCCAGGCUGAGACCCAACACCAGUUAUUAUGGGAUGGGAGGAUUGGCAGGGAGGCCUGGCCAUUGUGUGUGCGUGGCAGGAGGUGUUUGUGUGUGUUGGGGUGGGGGUGGAGAGAAAGAGAGAGCGGAGAGGAGUUGCAUAACAUGGGAGGGGUCUUUGGGAAGUUAGUUGCGUGGUGGGAGCGUUGUCAAGAGCGAAGGAAAGUCUUCUGCUCAGCAUUUGGGGUGAGCAAGGUCACUUGUGGGAGGUGCUGUGGGGUAGAGGGUCUGUCUUUCAGAUAUAAGGCCGUGGGCAGGAGCAGAUGAUACUUUGCUGACUUUUGGGAGGGGGCUGCUAAGGAAGGAUGGCAUGGUUGUGUGUAUAUGACUCUGAGUAGUAGUAACGUGAAAAUGCUCCAAAUAUUUCCUAUAUGGGGCAGGUGGGGGGGGAUUCUGCAGGGAGAAGGUGUGUGGAUGAAUUUGGGUUUAAUUAUUCCCCGGUCACACAAGGUAUUAGCAUGGGGACCUGUUCCGAUUGCCAGUUUCAGCCCAAGGGUAUGUAGAGUAACAGCAUGUGCCUCUGAGCGCAUACAGAGUGCCGCUGCUCCACCACUCGGGAACAGAGCACCCACAUCUUCAGCUGAAGGAAUCCAGAGCAGAUAUGGGGGAAAGGUGGGAGAAGAGGAACAUGCUUAGAGGGUUUGAGAUGGGGGCAGCAGCCAUGAAGAGUCUGGCAUAACCUCUCUCUCUCUCGAGGAAGCUUGAAGCCAGGGAGAGCGCCCGGAAUGAUAACAUUAGGAAUGCUGUGUCGAGCCAGUCCUUGAGACUGUUCGUCCAUAGUCUGUUUUUUUCCAGGAAGCCUUUUCUCCCUCCCUUUUUGGUGGGGUGUGGGGAAGAGGAGGGGAUUUGGCCUACGUCCCUGCUUGCCGCCAAGCGGAUGGGUUGCAACUCUUCCACAUUCCUUUGCACCCUGCUCCUGUCUCCAGGCCUCAGAUGAGAAGGGAACUAGGAAGGAUUCCUCCCGAGGUCUCUGAGCAUUCCUCUCCCCGCCCACCAGCUGCACCCAAGCUGGUAGCAGGGGGAGACAUGUGAACAAGGAAGGUGCCUCCCUCUGCAGAACUUGGGGUUCUUUGGGUUUUGCUGCACCCCUUACCUGGGUAGCACAUUAUGGAAAGCCGUUGAGAAACCGUGUUGGCCAUAUUGAACGAGUGAGGAUAUGCCGUUUUCUUACGCUGCCUCACGUUGGGAUAGACGUGUGAGUUUCUUCUCUGGCCUUUGGCACAAUGAAGCACAGACAAACUCGGGAAGCAUCCGAUGAGGUAAACAGAAAUGGAGAGAAGUGUAUCUCAAGAGAUGCUGGAAUGGGUGAAAGCUUAUUAUUAUGCUAGCCCGAUUUGUUUCAGGCCAGCAAGCCUCCUUGAGGGGGCUUAUCUUACACAUUUCUUUAUAAGCUGCUCAGCGAACAUCCGUUUUGAGGGACCUUGCAGGGCAAAACUUGCCUGGUCCUUACGGCAUAACAUCCAGUCCCCAGGACCCUUUCCCCUCUCACUUUUUAUUCCCCACGGUUGCUUCUGCUGUAUAAUUAAAAAUGAAGGCAGAGGACCUCCUCCUCGUGUUAACAUUCACCCGGGGGUCACUUAUUCAGAACGUUGAAGGUGCAAGCCGUACCAUACCGAAGCCUGUACUCUAUCUUAAGUUUUAACGCCUUCAUCUGAUGAAGAGUUCUGUGUUGCUUGAAUGCUUGCUCUCCCAUUCUGUAGAAUGGUGAUGGGGAGCCUGUGACCUUCCAGGUAUUUUUUGGACUCCAUUUCCCAUCAGCCCCAGCCAGCGCAGCCAAUGGCCAGGAAGGAUAGAGUUGUAGUCCGGUGGUGUUAAGAGGGACUUGGGUUCCCCCUUCCUGAUUUACAAUACAGCGUAGUUAAGUGUCAUGACUGACCUUCUGGGGGGGGGGAGCUGGAAGGGAUUCCUGAGGGUCAUCUAUUCCAACCCGCUGCAAUGCAGGAAUACCUAAGCUCUUUUAUUUAUUUCAUUUGUUCUUGAUUUCAUUGGCAAUGGUGUCAGGGGUGGCGUAUGAGCGCUACCCAACCAUUAGUGUAUCCUGCCAAGUGCCUGCCAAAGUGGUGUUUGUGUUUUUUCCAUUUCUGAAUACAGUGGUACCUCGGGUUAAGAACUUAAUUCGUUCUGGAGGGCCGUUCGUAACCUGAAAUUGUUCUUAACCUGAGGUACCACUUUAGCUAAUGGGGCCUCCCACUGCCGCCGCCACAGCGCCACCACACCGUGAUUUUAGUUCUCAUCCUGAAGCAAAGUUCUUAACUCGAGGUACUAUUUCUGAGUUAGCAGAGACUAUAACCUGAAGCAUCUGUAACCCGAGGUACCACUGUACAAUUAUAUGAGGUGAAGGAGCUCAGGGCUGGGAGGUGAGCAGAGAAUUAUGGGACGGGGCAAAAGUAUUGAAUAUGUUGCUACAAGCCUCACACAAGCGAGAAGUAGCAGGUGGGUCUGUGCUUGCGGGAAGGGUCUUUUUUAGGGUUAGAGCUGGGGAAAGACAAUGGGAGCAGGGAGCGUUUUAAGAAUUGCAUUGCAGGGGGUUGGACUUGAUGACCCUUGGGGUUCCCUUCCAACUCUGCAAUUCUGUGAUUCUACAAGGAGACUUCUGAAUUGGUCCAAGGGCCCAUCUGAUCCAACGCCUUGUUCUCACAGUGGCCCUAUAUUUGCUUCUGGGGAACCAGUGAGCAGAACGUGAAUCAUAGAAUCAUAGAGUUGGAGGGUCGUCUAGUUCAACCGCCUGCAAUGCAGGAAUCUUUGGCCCAACGUGGGGUUUGAACCCAUGACCUUUGGAUUAAGAGCCUCAAGCUGUACACAAGAGCACUCUCUCCUGUGGUUUCCAGCAACUGGUGUUAAGAGGCAUUACUCCCUCCCAGCUGUGGAGGCAGAAAAUGGCCAUGGAGCGUACAGCCACCGAUGGGCUUAUUCCCCAUGAACUCGUCUGCUCCUCUUUUAAAGCCAUCCAAGGUGGCGGCUGCCCCUUGUGGAAGUGAAUUCUGCACUGGCGAAGAACUUUCUGCCCUGAAUCUUCCCAGCAUCCAGGUUCAUUGGAUACCCAAGAGUUCUGUCAUUAAAUGUUUAGAAUAUAAUGGAUGCUUUCGCUGAAAUUACUGCAUUGCAUGGGGGUUGGACCAGAUGACUCUAGGGGUCCCUUCCAACUCUAUGAUUCUAUAUGACAUCCUUUAGCUUAAAACAAAACCCCCAGGUUCUCAAAAGCCGGAUGGCUGCAAUAGUGGGGAAGGAGAGGCCAGAUCCUUGGACCAGUGAGAGAGCAGGUAUGGGGGUUUGUCACUCUGGUUCGCUGGAACCUCGGCAGAACGAGCCUCUGCCUGCUCUUGUAACCUUUGCCUCUUGUCUUUCUUUUCUCAGCUCCCUGAGUCCACACCCAGCCUGGAGGGAAUAUGAAACCAGCGAGGAAGGCUGCUGGCUCCUCCUCCUCCUCUAGCAGCAGCAGUAGCAGCAGCCGCUCCCCACCCUCCACUCGGGCAGCCAAGGCCCAGAAGCGCAAGGCCACUGAGGAGGGGCCCAAGCCCGAAAAAGAAGCAGGGGAGGAGUCUCUAGAUCAAGCCCCGCCUUUCCCAGGUGCCCGGUGCCUGCAGCUGCAGAUGGAUCCCGGCCUGCAGGAGUUGGCAGGGACGCCCGAGGACCCCUACAAGCUGCCCGAGGGGGACAGGGACCCAGGGACUGAGGCCUGCGCGGUGGAAGCCUCCCUGAACCGCAAGACGGCCACUUUCAAGUCGCGGGCGCCCUGCAGGAAGUGCCCUGGGGGCGACGAGUCGAACGGCAGCGAAGGCACGGCGGGGCCAGCCGAGGACGAGCCCAGGCGCUGCCCCUCAUCCAGCACUGACACCGCCAGCGAGCACUCUGCGGACGAGAACGACAAGGGGGCGGGGGAUGCCUGGGCCACGGCCCCGAGCGACUAUGACCUGCGGCAGCUGCGCUCGCAGCGGGUGCUGGCCCGGCGUGAAGGGCUCUUUCAGCCAGCCGUAGUGAAGCAGAUCCGCCGCGGGCAGGACUUGGGGGUGCAGUUUGUGGGCGACCGCGUCACGGCAUACUACGAAGGGGCUCUGGGCUCCGGCGCGGUGGACGUGGUCCUGGACGCCACGCCUCCGCCGGGGUCCUUGGCGGUUGGCACACUGGUCUGCGCUUGUGCGGACCCCGAGGAGACGGCCUACCGGGAAGGCACCGUCGUCGAGGUGAGCGCCAAGCCGGCUUCCUACAAAGUUCGCUUUGCCCGCCCCGUCGUCCUCCCUGGCACUGCGGCAGCCCGUAAAGACUCCGCCUGGGUGACGCGCACAGCCCUGCGCCUCUUGCGCCCGCCGUGGAGCUGCGAAGCUGCCCCCGAGGACAGCAAGCCGCCUGAAAAGUCACCUCCAUUGCCGGAAGAAGAGAAGGUCGCCCUGGCCCUCCCGUGCCCAGACCCGAAACAACCAGAAGACGCAGAAGUCUCCAAGAUCAGUGCCUGCGUGCGGGCAGAGGAAAAAUCCGUGGUGGUGCCGCCCCAGAUCCUGUCCCCGCCCAAGUCCCCGGCUUUCCCUCGCCUCCCCGAGCAGCCGUCCCCGCUGCUGAGCCCGGAUGCGAGCGGGAGCCGCAGCAGCAGCGUCAUGUCUGUGGACAAAUGCAGCACCCCGGGCUCGUCUCGCUCCCGGACUCCCCUCACAGCGGCCCAGCAGAAGUACAAGAAGGGGGACGUGGUGUGCACGCCCAACGGCAUCCGCAAGAAGUUCAACGGGAAGCAGUGGCGGCGGCUGUGCUCCCGGGAGGGCUGCAUGAAGGAGUCACAGCGGCGUGGCUACUGCUCCCGCCACCUCUCCAUGCGCACCAAGGAGAUGGAGAGCCUCUCGGAGGGGCGGGCCAGUGGGCUGCGGGAGGGCAGUGCCGAAUUUGACUGGGAUGACACCUCGCGGGACAGCGAGGCCAGCAGCGCGCGGGGGGACUCUCGGCCCCGCCUGGUGCCCCCCGCCGACCUGUCCCGCUUCGAGUUUGAUGAGUGCGAAGCGGCUGUCAUGCUGGUCUCCCUGGGCAGCUCUCGCUCGGGCACCCCUUCCUUCUCGCCCGUCUCCAACCAGUCUCCCUUCUCACCGGCACCCUCUCCCUCUCCUUCUCCCCUCUUCGGCUUCCGCCCAGCCAACUUCAGCCCCAUCAAUGCCUCGCCCGUCAUCCAGAGGGCUGCCGCCCGCAGCCGCCACGUCAGCGCCAGCACGCCGAAGGGUGUCGGCGGUGCCGUGCUGAGCCCUGAGAUGCUGCACCACGCGGCCUCCCGCGAGCGCCACCAUUCGGGCAUCACCUUCCAGACCAACCUCACUUUCACCGUGCCCAUGAGCCCCAGCAAGCGGAAAGCCGGGGACUCUCACCACAGCAGCACGGGCUCGGCAGCCGACUUCCACAAGAACGAGAGCCUCGACUCGGGCGUCGAGUCUGUCUCGCACACACCCACUCCUUCCACACCAGCUGGCUUCCGGGCCGUGUCGCCCGCCGGGGCGGGGCCCUUCUCCUCCCGCUCCCAACAGGCUUCCCCGCUCUUGCUGGUGCCCCCGCCGGCAGGGCUGACCUCCGACCCCAGCCCCACCGUGCGCAGGGUGCCCGCCGUGCAGAGGGACUCGCCCGUCAUCGUGCGGAAUCCCGACGUGCCGCUGCCCUCCAAGUUCACCGAAAAGCCCCUGGAGGGGAGGGUGGGCAGCCCGCGGGCGGGGAAGGCCGGCUCCAAGGAGCAUCUUCCGGGCAAGGGGCAGCUGCAGAUGCCGGUGCCCAUCAACGUGGGCCGGACUCUUCCUUCCAGCCAGCCCUGCGUGGUUUCCGCCUCCGAGCAGGCCCCGCCCAUCUUCAGCGUCUCCUCCCCCUUCCAGCCGGUCGCCUUCCAUCCUUCUCCUGCAGCCCUCCUGCCUGUCAUCGUCCCUGGAGAGUACACCAGCCACCCCACGCCCAAGAAGGAGAUAAUCAUGGGAAGGCCUGGGACAGGUGAGUUGGGCUGGUUGCUUAGUUUGUUUUUGUCUUCUGGCACAGUUUUCAAUCCGUGUGUGGACUGCAUUUGUUGGUUCCCAAGAUUCAUUCCGUAGAUGUUAGGCCCUAUGCAUAUACCUGCUUUGAAUCCUCUCUGACUUGGCACUGUUUUCUUCUUUGCACCGAGAGAGGCUGCGUCUCUGUUUCGGAAAGAGAGUGGGGAUCUUGUGUUUUGUAUGGCCUAGUGGCCGAGAGAGUUUACUUUGGAUCUAGGCCCUGGAGAUCUGAUUUCAGCAGCCACUGCUGCCCUGCUGCUGUUAGCAAGUACUCCUUUUUUGGGCAGCGGCAGCAAUAGCGUCCUGCUCUCCAGGGUUGUUGUGAAAGCAAGGGCAUUCAGGACUGUGAAGGACAUUGUGAAUUGAAAGUGCUCCAUGAGUUGUAGGUGCAAAGAGGUAUUUCACUCAGUGCUGUUCGGAAGCAGGAAAUGUACGCUGGCUUUGAGGCUGCAUCUAGGAGGGAGUUUGAAAGUGUCCACAUAGUUCAUCUGAGGAUAGUGUUUUUCUUCAGCUCUGUGCAGCCAACCUGGUGCGGAUGUGAUUCAAACAUGACAAUGAAGGGAAGGCGAAAGGUUUUUUGGUGCUCCAUUUUGGGUUUGUACCCUAACCUCCUCUUAAUAGCUGGUGCAAUGUUAGAGACUCAGAUAUGUAAACUAGGCUCCAAAUGGCUCCUUAAGCCAAGGUUACAGUCGAGAAAAUGGAACGUCUAGUUGCCAUUUUUGGGCAAGUCUUAUUUUUCAAAGGAUGGACUGAAUGUGGUUGAUUUUCAGUUAAACGUCUGGCUAUUUCAGAUGACAACCUUGAGCUUUGUUAAGAACUUUGAGAACUUAAAGAAGGAAAGUCACUUGAUCCAGUGACAGUCCACAUAUAUAUUGGCCUAUUCCGACCUCUCUCUUUUUAUGGACCAUUCAUAAUGUAGGAAUAUUCUUCACAACUGUGAAUGUGAGCAGGGCAGUGGGGUGGGGUAAGUGAAGACAACCGACAACAAUUAACUAUGACGUUGUUCGCUGCUCCUGCUCAGGCUGCACAGAAACAGCAUUGGGGUUCCAGAAAUUCACCCUGACCUCGCAGAUAAAAUAUAACUGAUAGAAUUCUCCAGGAUGUGGUAUUAGUGCGUGAAAACAGUCCGGAUCCAAUGAUCCCCAGGCAUGCACCUCCAGAUGGUGGAUAUGUCAGGCCCUAUCCUGGCCCCUAGGCCUCUUCACUUAGCUGCAGGUGGCCGAUAGCCAGGUGCAAAAUGCUCCUGGCGCCUGGCUAAUUUCAAACACUGAGCUGGCGGCAAGAUUUUCGUGAGAGUCCUGCCGCUUCAGGCCAAAGGUCAUGAGAGCAGAAGAAGGAGCCCUGCAGGAUCAGGCCCAUGACCCAUCUAGUGCAGCAUCUUGUUCUCAUAGUGGCCAACCUGAUGUGUGGGGGACACCAGCAAGCGGGGGCCGAGCCCUCUCCCCUCUUGCGAUUUCCAGCAACUACUGUUAUCCAAAGGCAAUGCGGCCUCCAACCGUGGAGGCAAAACACAGCCAUCCUGGCAAUAAAGUUGUUGGCCCCAAGUUGUUGGCCAUCGCUGCAAGUUCCAUGGUUAGACUCUGUGCUGUGUGAACAAGUUAUUUCUUCAAUCAAUGUCAAUCAUGCUCAAGAGAAGACUCAUUGAAUUGGAUGACCGUGACUGGCUUGCUUUCUGCUGCUCCGAAGGGUAGGACCCGGACCAAUGGAUUCAAAUUACAAGAAAGGAGAUCCCGACUAAACAUUAGGAAGAACUUUCUGUUGCUAACAGCUGUUUGACAGUGGGACAGUUGUGGACUCUCCUUCAUUGGAGGUUUUUGAGCAGAGGUUAGACAGCCAUCUGUCAGGCAUGCUUUAGCUGUGGGUCCUGUGUUGUAAGAUGUUGAACUAAAUGACUCUUGGGAUUCCUUCCAACUCUGAUUCCAUGACUACCUUGGGCCCAUUUUCAGUGGGUCCACUCUGAGGGAGAACCCGCUUGGCUCCAACUUGCCAUUUUAAAGUGCUUUUAUUUCCCCACGCAGAAUUUUCUGUUUCAUAAGCGCAUUAGCAACACCGGAGAGAUGCUGGUUCCCAAUGUAUAAUGCUAGGCGAGCACGGCAGUUUCCAACGGUUUAGCUUUGCUUACUAAAUAUAGGUAAAACGAACAUGCUCAAUUAGGUCGCUCUCCGGGGCAUAAGAAAAUUUCCUGAUGCGAACUGAAUUUUUCCUGAUGCAAAGGAAGAAUUUCUGGUUCAGGUUUCCCUAGGAAACCCGAAUCCCUUGCUGUCAGCCUAUUUCUGUGUAAACUCUGUAAUUAAAAGUGCACCACUGGGGUAAUCUUUACACCCCCCCCCAAGAAGUCUGGGUUAGGGUUAAAUAUCUACUCACGUAUGGUGAAUAGAAAUUGUCUCCGGGCAGGGAAGCGUUUGUAAACCGGAAGGGAGUUGGUUCUAUCCCCCCCCCCCCGUUUUCCUUUCAGGCCAGCUGUGUACCACUACUGACUGAGGUAUGUGUUAGGAGGUUAUUUAUUAAAAUAUUCCUAACCCACCCUGUAUUGGUUGGUCUCGGAGCAGGAUAUAACAAUAAGGCAAUCCUAGGUGGGCUAGCAAUUUUUGCGGGGGUGCUUUUAAGACUGCUGUGUAGAUCAUCCAGCAUAGACAUGCUGGAUUAAUACCACUCCACACAGAUACUCAGAAGUGUUGGCAUUUUAGAACUUGAUCUUAUUGAUAGCAAAGGGCUUUAGAAUUUGUAGGAAGGGUUCCAUCUGCACUAGGGCUGGGCGAUAUCUGGUUUUUACAUCACAAUAUAUCACCAGUUAAACAUGGUGAUAUACCAAUGUAUCACAAUGUCUGAAAUGAGGAUGAAGCUAUGUAGAGGCCUUGGCUGGCUUCACGCGUUCCCCCACAUUGUGAUUUUUGCAUAGCUCACACAUACAUAUAACAAUUCGCAAUAUAUUGCCAGGUCAAAAAUUACCAGACCAAUAUCACAAUAUGGACUUCAAACCGGUUUUGGAUGGGACAACGAUAUAUUGCCCAGCUCUGCUAUGCAUUUCAAUGAGUGUCAUGCAACUUUAAACAGUCAUUUAAACAGCUUUAAACAAUCCUAGGCCUGUUGUUGUUCAACAUCUUUAUAAAUGACUUGGUUGAAGGAAUUGAGGGGAUGCUCAUCAGAUUUGCAGAUGACACCAAACUGGGAAGGGUAGCUAAUGCCACAGAAGACAGAAUCAGAAUUCAAAAUGACCUUAGCAGAUUGGAGAACUGGGCGCAAGCUAAGAAAAUGAAUUUCAUUGGGGGGCAAAUGCAAGGUUCUGCCCUUAGGUAGGAAGAACCAGGUGCACAAAUAUAGAAUAGGGGACACCUGACUUAAUGCAAUACAUGUGAAAAGGAUCUAGGGGUCUUGGUGGACCACAAGCUGAACAUGAGUCAACAGUGUGAUGCAGCAGCAAAAAAAAGCUAACGCUAUUCUAGGCUGCAUCAGCAGAAGUAUAGUGUCCAGGUCAAGGGAAGUAAUAGAACCACUCUAUUCUGCCUUGAGGGAUGCGGGUGGCACUGGGGACGCGGGUGGCGCUGUGGGUUAAACCACAGAGCCUAGGACUUGCCAAUCAGAAGGUCGGCGGUUCGAAUCCCCGCAACGGGGUGAGCUCCCAUUGCUCAGUCCCAGCUCCUGCCAACCUAGCAGUUCGAAAGCACGUCAAAGUGCAAAUAGAUAAAUAGGUACCACUCUGGUGGGAAGGUAAACGGCGUUUCCGUGCGCUGCUCUGGUUCGCCAGAAGCGGCUUAGUCAUGCUGGCCACAUGACCUGGAAGCUGUACGCCGGCUCCCUCGGCCAAUAAAGCGAGAUGAGCACCGAAACCCCAGAGUUGGUCACGACUGGACCUAAUGGUCAGGGGUCCCUUUACCUUUCUAUUCUGCGUUAGUCAGACCACACUUGGAAUACUGUGUCCAGUUCUGGGCACCAGAAUUUAAGAAGGAUGUUGACAAGGUGGAACAUGUGCAGAGGAAGGCAACCAAGAUGAUCAGGGGUCUGGAAACUAAGCCUUAUGAGAAGUGCUUGAAGGAGCUGGGUAUGUUUAGCCAGGGAAAGAGGAGUCAGAGAGGAGAUAUGAUAGCCAUCUUAAAGGCUUUCAAAUGGAAUAGGGAGCAUGCUUGUUUUCUCCUGCUCUUGACUCGAGGACGUGGCUUCAAGUUAUAAGAAACUUUAGGGUUGCCAUAUGUUCGGAAUUUCCCGGGCCUACCCGGAAUACUGCAGUUGGAAGCAGUGUCCGGGCGGAAAUUGGCAAAAUGUCCGGGAAAAUCUGGACAUACGGCAGCCCAUGCCAGCAGUGUCAUUUUUGCCGAUUUCCCUUAAAAAUCAGUUUUUGAAAUAUGGCAACCCUACAAGAAAGGAAGUUCUGACUAAACAUUCGGGAAAACAUUCUGACAGUCAGAGCUAAUCGGCAGUGGAACAGACUCCCACGAGGGGUGGUGGACUCCCCUUAUUUGGAGAUUUUUAAGCAAAGUUCAGGUGGCCAUCUGUUAUGCAUGAUCUGGUUGAGAUUCCUGCAUUGCGAGGGGCUGGACAUGAUGACCCCUUGGGCAGUGUUAGAAACUGAGAUAUGAAAUCCAGGAGCUAAAUGGGACCUUCAGCCUAGGUUAUGGAUGCAACAACAAAAUGUCUAGGUGUGCUUUUUUGUAACAAAAAUACAAAGCUGAAAAUGAGGGAACUGCAGCUAAACUAUUAUGCUCAUUUUUCACACGGUCUAGUCCUUCCCCUGCCCACCCCCUAAUACUCUUAAAAGGGUCUCUUCUCCAGUCUUCAGAGAGUAGCUGGAAGUGGGGAGGCAGAAAAAGGUCCCCCGUUCCUUCCUUUCUGCAGUUUUAAUCUCCAAUCUUAGGCGCAGUACUGCGCCCAGAGCUCAGAAGCUGCUUGUGCUGAUGAAAGUUUCGAACCCUGCCCAUGGGUCCCUUCCAGCUCUAAGAUUUUAUGGCUUCCCCCAAAGAAUCCUGGGAGCUGUAGUUUAUUUAGGGUAUUGAAGGUGGUUAGGAGACCCCAAUUCCCCUCACAGAGCUACAGUUCCCAGAAUGAUGCUGCUUUAAAUAGGGAGUGCAGAUGGGGCUUUAGUGUGCAGAAUGAAUAUGGAGGCAGUUCUGGGGAGACCCAGGGCUGUGACCCUGCACCCACCCCCCUGAUUCCUUCACUGCAGCUAGUCAUGCCUGCUGCACCAUCCCGUUCUUGACCCUGAGACACCCGGGUUGAAGCAUUUGCCGCAGCCAAGAGACCAUGACUUUUCUUUAUUAGACAUUGGACUCAUUCCCACAUGCAGGUAGAUACAGUUUGCGACAUGGCUGAACACGUGUCCAGGUGUCGCGGUACGUUUGCCCAUCCAUCCAUGUGUGGACAAGGCUUCUCACUUGGAUUUGCCAUUAAUAUAACUGCUGGUACCCAUAGGAACGACCAGUUGCACACUAGUCUGUGUUUUGUGUAUCGUCCAUGCGCAAGACUGCUGAAGCAUCACAUGAUGCUUGCAUGAGUGAGUGGAGAAAGAGGAACAUACACGGAACGGCUGGCUGACUGCAGUUUGCCCCCGACCCCAGCCACUGUUCUGUACCAUAAGAAGCCUCUUUUCUCCCCCUGGUGGCUGCUGUCACCAAAAUCAUAAUGUGAGACCCAAACUCCAUACCACUGGGUACUUCUGAGCAGUGUUAGAAACUCAGAUAUAUAAGCUAGAAGCCAAAUGGCUCAUUAAACCAAGGUUGCUGUCGCCAAAAGGGAACGUCUAGUUGCCAUUUUUGGGCAAGAUGGCUCUAAAGUCAUUUUUUUCCAGAUGAUGGACUGACUGUGAUUUAUUCUCAUCUGUCUGGUUCAGACGAGCUAAGUUAAAAGCUUUGAGAACUUAAAGAAAAGUCCCUUGCUCCAGGAACGGUCCACAUGUAUAUUGGCUUAUUCCAACCUCUUUCUCUUAAUGGCAACUGCUCCUGCUCGGGCUGCAUAGAAAAAAAACUAUUGGUUUCCAGAAAUUCAUUCCGAUUGUGCAGAUGAAAUAUGACUGGGUGGGGUUUUAGUGGAUGAAAACAGUCCAGAUCCAAUGAUCGAUCCCCAGAUGGUGGAGAUGUCAGGCACCAUCCUGGCACCCAGGCAUCUUCACUUGGUCACAAGUGGUCGAAAGCCAGGCACAAAAGAGAGCCAGUGUGGUGUAGUGGUUAAGAGCGGUAGUCUCAUAAUCUGGGGAACCGGGUUCGCAUCUCUGCUCCUCCACAUGCAGCUGCUGGGUGACCUUGGGCUAGUCACACUUCUUCUCUGAAGUCUCUCAGCCCCACUCACCUCACAGAGUGUUUGUUGUGGGGGAGGAAGGGAAAGGAGAAUGUUAGCCGCUUUGAGACUCCUUUGGGUAGUGAUAAAGUGGGAUAUCAAAUCCAAACUCUUCUCUUCUGGCCCCUGGCUAAUUUCAAACACUGCCUCUGAGCCCAUCCCUUUCACCCCUGGGAGAGACCUUUUGGGGUGGAUAAGAAUGCAUGCUUGUGCUUUGCCAGUUUUCUGCACCCAACUAGACACACUCUUUGGGGACUCUGAGAUCAGGCGGUUACAUUUGAGAUUUGCUUUCUGGGGCCCUCAUUUUGGCAGUGGUGAUGGGCAGGUUCUGGAGCUCUGUGUGUCCAGGACACCGUGGCUCACGGUUGCUCAGGUCUGUGCACAUCCUGCUCUGGGGUGCUAGGACAUAUGAAGGGAAGAGUGCACCUGGGACAGAGGUGAGGACUCAAGCAUGCAAGGUAAGGGAGAGCAUGGCAUGUGCUUCUCCCAUUCCCAAGGCACUGGCUCCAUCUCCCUGCAGCAUCACAACUGCAGUUUGCUGUCUCUCGGCAACUGGUAACCAAGGCUACCAUCUCCCUGCUGCUCGCCCGGAGCCCCAUCUCUAUUUUUAUCAGCAACGGGAGAGACCAGAUCCAGAUUUAGGGGAGUUGUACAUUUGUGCAUAUGGCUUGGGGCUUAGGUGCAUUUUGCGCGUACUGCAGUAGUGCCGGCUCCCUAACUCCCACACCCUCACAUGCGAUGGGUUUAUUUGUGUACUCGCACUGAGCGUGGGCAUGCUUGCGCAGUUGUGUGCACAGGCAUAUCCAUCGCAUGCACACGUGUGUUCUGCAAUUGCACCGUGCACGUAUUUCCCUGUGGCGCCGCUCGAGCAAACCUUGGGGUAUGUUCGCACUUCCUCUGAAAGUGCGAAUUUCAUGCUUGCAAGCUGGCGUUCCACACCUGUCUUGUGCUUUUAUAAAAGGAAACCAUCAUUCUGUGGAAAGCGAUCAGGCUUGGCAGACUUGCAUGUGGGAGGGAAACUACAAAACGAUCCUGUGGCAUCUUAAACACUAACCCAUUUAUUAGAGUACAGUGGUACCUCGGGUUAAGUACUUAAUUCGUUCCGGAGGUCUGUACUUAACCUGAAACUGUUCUUAACCUGAAGCACCACUUUAGCUAAUGGGGCCUCCUGCUGCUGCCGCGCCGCCGGAGCAUGAUUUCUGUUCUCAACCUGAAGCAAAGUUCUUAACCUGAAGCACUAUUUCUGGGUUAGCAGAGUCUGUAACCUGAAGCAUAUGUAACCUGAAGCAUAUGUAACCUGAGGUACCACUGUAUGACCUUUCGUGGACUAGAGUCCACUGUAUGCAGUAAUCCAUGAAAGCUUAUACCACAAUAGAUUCAUUAGUGUUUUAAGGGUUGUCAGACAUUUUUGGGUUUUUUUUGGCUGCAACAAGUUAGUUUAUUUUAUAUCCCACCUUUGCUCAAGGGGGCAUACAUUUUUUCCUGUGAGUUAGGCUAGGCUGGAAGACAGUAACUGGCCAAAGGUCACCCAAUGAGCUUAAUGGCGGAGUGGGGAUUUGAACCUGGUCUCUCAGGCCCUAGUCCUGGGACACUCUAACCCAGCUUGUUUUGGACUACAACUCCCAUCAUCCUUAGCUAGCAGGACCCAGUAGUCAGGGAUGAUGGGAACGAUAGUCCAAAAACAGCUGGAGUCCCAAGUUUGGGAAACCCUGCUCUAACCACUACACCACACUGGCUAAAACCACCCCCCCUCUGGAUGUUCUUGCAAUGUGAGUCCGAGAGGCUUUUCAUGCUUUAUUCGCCAGCCUGGAUUCACCAGUGCUCAUCAUGAUAAACGUGCAAAGCAUGGCUGGGAGGGAUGUGGACUCUGACAUGCAUUAGACGUGCAGCAGGCUCUGGCUGUCUGACGCAGCUCUCUGUAAUGUUUGGAGUAGGACCAACCAUAGCUCAGUGUCAGAGAACAUGCUUUGUACCUAAGAAAGUAUUUGGUGCAACAACUGACAUCCUCAGGUAAAAUAACAUGGAUCAGGUAGCAGCAGGUUAUGGGAAAGACCCCAGGUAGCAUGAGAGUUUCAGGACACAGGUCUCCUUUUCCUCUUCCACUGCAUCAGACAUUAGUGGAACUCUGAUGCCCUGGCUUGUUGUAUAAGGUGUGAUGUGUGUCUUUCUCCCUAUUAUGUAAUGCAGCGUGUACCUAGUUCCAGCACUGAAUACCUGCUCUUACACAAUUCCGGAUGUUCCCUACACCCUGGAAAGUGCCAGGAUAUUAGUAUGGUAAAUGAUUGUGCUCCCGACAGAGGACAGUGCCGAAAGCACGCCAGCAAGCCAGUUGUAUAACACACCCUGCUACAGCCAGGAUGCAAAACUCCCCAUGCAGCAGGGGCCAGUGUGUGCACACAGCCUACUGCUGUGUGGGAAAUCCAGAUGGGAACAGAUGGCAGCAGGCAUCUGCGGUUGCCCUCUUCGCAGCUUUGCAUGUGAGCACAAGAACGCAGCUUUUCCCCUACAGUGACUGGUGUUGUAUUUGUAUCAACACAGUACUAGGUCGACAAAUGUUUAAUGGCUAGUGGUCACUGGGGGUGGUCAACCUGUGUCUGAGUCGUACCAUUUUUGACUCAGGCAGUGACUCAGAUGAUUGAAUAAUCUUCCACUUAACUGUGAUCAAUAUCCCUCCAUGCCGUUUACUAGCAUGUUGAGGAGUAAGGCUCUUGCCUCAACUUCUCUCCCCCCCCCCCCCCGAAGUUCAGUUUUCUAUGUGGAAUGCAUGUUUUUUGUAUGGAAGAGCAUUGAGUCAUGCGCAUCUUUAGGCCUGAAGUGGUUUAGCCCGGCUAUGGGAUGACCACACUGAGUGACGGCUUAGCCUCAGUCAGGGCAGGACAGGAAUUAAGCUAGAAGCAUAUUCGCCUUGAAAAAGGUGGACAAUCCCCGUCUCCCUCCGGAGAUGGUGGAGUCCUUGAUUCGAAGUUUUUAAGCAGAGGUUGGAUGGCCAUCUGCCAUGGAUGCAUUAGUUGAGAUUCCUUCUUUGCAGGGAGUUGCAGCAGUUGACCUUCAGGGUCCCUUCCAGCUCUAUGAUUCUAUGAUUCCUCAUCUUCCCGUGAAAAAAGGAGGCCUUCAUUUCUAGCAGCGUGUUCCUGUGUCACCAAACAUGAGCUUUUGCAUGUGAGAGAAUGUAUUUCUCUACAGAGAGCGAGUGUGGGCACUGCAGAAGCAAGACACACACAUCAGUGAAACUUCUAAUGUUGCUUGCUUGCAUUUAUGCGGAUGAGAACUAGAAAGGCUCUGCGUUCUGGGAUAGAUCCCUUUAUGUGGCCCUGAACUCCUUGGAGGAAGUAUGGAUUGUCCGGGAUCUGGUGGCCAACGCUUAGGUCCAUUUAAUCUGGAGGCCCUCUGCAUUCCUUUUAGACGGAUAGGAUGGUUGCUGUAAGUUGCCCCUCCCUUUAAGCCACCUUGAAGUAAGGAACUUAAAAUACAGCUUUUAUUUCUGUCGUUCACGGAGAGAGGUAUAUCUGGGUUUUGAGUGUCAUGUGCCUUCUGUUCUGCGAAUAUAUUUUCCUCCCUCUGUGCUACCUUCUGUCCUUUGCACUCGGCGGACAUAAAAUGCGCUCGCCGGCAAGAGAGAGAAGGCGGGGUGUGUGUGUGUGUUGCCCUUGGGCUGCAGAGUUUGCAGGCAGAAAGUUCUGCUGGCUCCUGCGUUGCGUGAGGCAGCGGGUCUGCAUGCAGCAUGCGUGGCUGUGUCAGGGCAGAAGCAUGAGGAAGGCUAGGCUCCUAUGAGUUAUCUGCAUGUGAGUCGAUGUGCAUUGCAGAGUGAGCGUGGGUGGCGCUUUUUCUGUGCAAUUGUUUUUCUCUCCCCCCCCCCGGCCCCAGCGUCAUGGUCAGUCUUCCCUUCCACCCCGCCCUUGGCGUAAGGCAGUGCGUGCUGGGAGUGGUGUGUUUGUGUCCUCUCCUUCUCACCCCCCCCCAAUUCCCUCAACAAUGGGAUCCUCGCCCAGACCUGGCCUUGUGCCCAGAUCUAGUGUGUGUGUGCUUGUGUAUUGGUGUGUGUGUCUGUGAUGGGGGGGGUGUUCCUACGUGUCUCCUUACUUCACCUCAUAGCCUAUUGGCUGCCUGCUGGGGGAAAGAGGCUGGCUACAACCCACCCACCCCCAGCUGUGAGCAGAGGCAGCAUUGAGUCAGUCUUGCGGGGGAAGGGGCUGUGGUACUCAGGGACGGGAAGGGGCUAAGGGAGGAGGCGAGUGUGAGUCAUAGGGAGGCAAGCGGAGGCAGCUCUGUGGAAGAGGAGGCACGCAGGGGGGGGGGUGCCCUGGAGUGCACGACACUCGGGGUUCACUGCCUCUCUGCCCCCCCCUCGCCCACACUCCUUUUUCCCGCCACCCUGCCCCAGGGAGGAUAGAUUAUCCCAGGAAUGCGUCUGUGCUGCAAGCUCUUAAUCCCCAGCCGCACUGGGCUGCCUGCCAGCAGAAGCAGCUUCAGUGCAUAUGUGUGAGUAGUAUGAUAGGAGUGACUUUAAUAUAAAGACACGUAUGUAUCUGGGAGCGUGACCGUGAUGCACUCAUCUUAACGGGUCUCCAUUAGCCUGCAUGCUUAGCUGGGCUCGCGCCCAUGUGCCCCAUUCAGGUGUUACACAAGGAUGCAUUUAAUCCCACAUGUGGGUCUGUCCAUGCAUAUGGCUAGCCAGGCGUGCACCUUAUCAAGGGUAUGCCCAGGCUCAGAGGUGGUGACUGGUCCAAGGUCACGCCAAGCCAGAUUCACCUCUUGAGCAAGGAUUUGAACCCUGGUCUCUCCCAGGUCCUAGACCGUUGUGCGCUAAAUCAGUAAGCGGGGGGGGGGGGGGAGGCAAACACCACAAAUCUUGCACAGCUUUCCUUAAUAUCCCCUCCCUACUUUGUUUUGUCUUAAAAACAAAACACCAGCCCUACUUGUUUCCUCUUUUUUCUUACUCUUGACCUGGUUGGCCCCGUCACCACUUCCUGCCCAUCCUUACCCACCCCCAUCUUCCCUUUUAUUGCCCGUCCUCUUCCCCCGCUUCCCCCUUUGCCCCCACCCUUAUUUCCCCCCUUCCUCCCUAUGCCCCCUACUCUCAUUUCCCCCUUUGCCCCCACUCAUUUCCAUACCCCUCCACCCCCCAGGAUUUAUGAAGGGUAUGCUGGUGUGUAUGUGUGUGUCCACGUCUAUGCAUCUGUUCGAUGUGGUGCCCCCUCACAGGCAUCUGCCAGGGCAUGUGUGGCCACAGCAUGAUCCAAGCAGGUGCCCACAUGGGCGCAAAGUGGGUGGGGAAGGGGCAUAUGGGGUGUAUCAUGUAUGCACUGCAUUUACACUCCACCUUUCUCCCCAAGGAGAUCAAGGUAGGGUACCUGGUUCUCUCUCUCUCCCCCCCCUCCCCACAUCCUUCAUUUAAUCCCCACAACAACCCUAGGAGGUAGCCCAGGCUCAGAGGUGGUGACUGGUCCAAGGUCAUGCCAAGCCAGCUUCACCUCUUGAGCAAGGAUUUGAACCCUGGUCUCUCCCAGGUGCUAGACUUUUGUGCGCUGAGUCAAUAAGCGCGGGGGACGGACCCAAACACCACAAAUCUUGCACAGCUUUCCUUAAUAUCCCCUCCCUACUUUGUUUUGUCUUAAAAACAAAACAAAACUGCACCAGCCCUAUUUGUUUCCUCUUUUUUCUCACUCUUGACCUGGUUGGCCCCGUCAUUACUUCCUGCCCAUCCUUACCCACCCCCAUCUUCCCUUUUAUUGCCCGUCCUCUUCCCCCGCUUCCCCCUUUGCCCCCACCCUUAUUUACCCCCUUCCUCCCUAUGCCCCCUACUCUCAUUUCCCCCUUUGCCCCCACCCCUCCACCCUUUGCCCCCACUCAUUUCCAUACCCCUCCACCCCCAAGGAUUUCCCCACCUUCUCGCGCCCCCCUGCCCCCCUUAUCACGCCUCUCUUGCCCCCUCUCCCCUCAUUUCGCCUCCCUUUUUCUCUCCUCCGCUCCCCCCUCUCCCCGGGCGUGGUCUCUCCCUCUCUCCCUGGGUUCCGACGGGCGGGCCUGAGGCGGCGGUAGAGUACAAGAGAGAAGACGGGGGGGGGGGAGAGGCGGGAGAAGAGGAGGAGGAGGAGAAGGCGACUGGUAGUAAACCACGGCCAAUGGGAAUCCCUCUCACCCCCCCCACCUCUCUCUCCCGCCCCGCGAUCCGUUCCUUCACCCCCACACCACCCUCGCGGCGGCUCGCGGAUUUGCAUAUGACUGACAUUCCAGGGGCGGCCAAUGGGCGGCCGCGGUGCGUGCGGCAGGGAGGGGUGCUUAUUUGCAUGUGAAUGACCCAGCGCGGCGGCAGCCAAUGGCGCGGCGGGGGCUAAUUGGGCAUGCGUGACGACGGCAGUCUGUGUGAGUGUGUGUGAGGGAGAGAGAGCGAGUGAGUGAGGAGGAGGAGGGAGCGGGCGAGGAGAGCGAGCGAGAGGAGGGCGGUUCGGGCGAGGGGGCCGCCCUUGUUCGUAGCCCAGAGCGGCCGGGAGAGGGAGGAGGAGGCGGGCAGGCAGUGAAUGGUGUUUGGUUACAACGUUACAACCGGAGGGGACGGCGCGACAGGCGGAGCAGCAGCAGCGACAGCCUCCUCCCUCCCUCCGUCUCCGUCAAGACGCUCCGCGACAAGCAACCGCCCGCCUGUCGCCGACAGUGGCUGCGAGGAGGAGGAAGGGGAGGCGGGCAGACGGGAAUAGGCGGACAACUCGCGACCUCUCCCCUUCCCCUCCCUCUCCUCCCCUCCCCCCCCGUCUCUUCCUGCCUUCCCAAUGCGCGCACACCGUAAUCCUGCCAGGCGACAGCCUCUGGCCGGGGAUCGGGGCAGGCGGUGUGGGCGCUCUCUCUCUCCGCCCCCCUUCCAACCCCUCUCCUUCCUACCCACCCGCUUUCAUCGCUGAGGUGCUAAAGUGCCCUUGCAUACUCGCACACACCCACCUCUAGAAACUGCACCUCAAAGCAGCCUGUAUUUCCUUCCCUCCCUCCCUCUCUUUCUCUCCCACCAGCACCUUCCUCUCAACGCUGCUGGACCCACACGCCCCUCUCUUUUUGCACACACUGCCAGAGCAGCCGGCUUGGCACAUGGGUGCGCGCGCACACACGCCAUCGCCACACGGCUACCUACCUCGCCUCCCUCUGCUCCCCCACCCUAAGAUGUUUCCUAACUUACCCCAUGCCGACUGCCGGACACGCUGCUGCGCCUGUGAGGAGGACCAGAGCAGACCGUAGGAGAAGAGUGUUGCCCCUCCUGCUGCUGCUGCUGUUGCACAUGGGCGGCAGUGCGGUGGUGAGCCUUCAGACUGUUGACAUCCAGCUGGCCUUCGCCCCGCAUGGGACUUUCUAAGGUGGCCCUCUGCCGUGGAGGGGAACUGGCUUGCUGACCCAGCGCGCACCCAAAGCUGCAGACUUCACUUGGCCUGUUAAAGAGACCACCCCCCCCACGCCUCCCUCCCCAGGGCAAGGGCAGGGGGAGAAUGCUCUCCGGACUGGGCAGUUGAGAGACACGUGGUCCACCUGCCCUCAGGACAACGGCUCAACACGCCUUGGGAUGUUCUCCACAGAAAGACCCCCGUCAGCGUUGCCCCCUCUGCCGCACAGGGGGCUAGGCAUGUUCGGUCAGUGAAUUCUGGGUUGCAGAGUGGUAAUUCUGAAAGGUGGAUAUGUUUGUUUAUGGAGACAUGCAAGGCACGCCUUGGUCUUCUCUCAUACUCUCUUCAUGCUGGAAAGAUGGGUGAUUUGGAAGAUAUAGUUGACCUGAAGCUGACCUUUAACCUUUCUUGUGUCGCAAGAGAUUGAGGGUGUCUUCCAUUUCAUACUAAGAUGACUGUAGAGGUGAAAUCUGCAGGAUGGAAGGGGGCGUGGGUUCCUUGAUAUUUCCAUUUCAUUCACAUAGUCCCCUUUUAAGUUCAGGAGGUCAGUUGGCUGCAGAUGGGGAAUGGUAUUCGAAGUUUCCCUCUUCCCCUUCCCUGACUACAAUUUCUAUUCCUUGUCUUAAGACGAGGAGCAAAUGUUGGAUAUUUGAAUUUGCAGUAUUGUGUUUGGUGGUCCAUUAUGCUAGCAGCAGCUUGGCACCCAGGUGAACUUUUUCUUGGAGUUGGAGAUGUUGCAGGUGACAGAACAGCAGCCUUUUUUUCAGCAUUUCUGGAUGCAGUAAAAAGACACAGCAGCCUGUGGUAAAGGUGGCAACCCUGACUGAGUUUUGUCUGAAGCCCCUCCCUAUGGGCACUCCUCCCCUCUCCUCCCCACCCCUUUAUUAGCAUCCUCUGUAGAAAGGUGAUUGGAGAAGAUUCCAUGUGUUGCUGUUUUCAUGCUUUCAGUUCUUUUAAUUUGCAUGUCAUGUCUUGCAUCCAUGCCAGCUCAGUGAACUUGCUUGCUUUGUCUCCACCUCUGUAGAUGAGAAAUCGUGGCUUAGAGAAUGGUGGUGGGCUUGCGGUUGGUUUAUGAAACUGGAUUUCUUGUCCUGUUCUCUGUGUUGGAUGGGGGCAUCUUGGGGGUCAGGAAAGGACGCGGGAUGCCAUGAUUCCACAUGGUGCCGCUUCAGACGAGCCCUGUUCUUUGUCACGUGUGUUGUAGUUUUUCUCGAUGGACAGCAGCUUCAAUCUUGGAAGCUAAAUCAGUAAUCUUUACUUGGGGGUGGGUGGGGGCAGCCUCCAGUCGUGACAUUUUAAGAGCCUUGUUGCUUUGCUGGGACCGGAGGGAGGGUCUUACUAUUUUGUGCCCUUCCUUCUGCUGUCGCCCCCCUCCCUUCUCAUCCUCCCCCUCCGCAUAGGGAUGUGGUCACCAGCCGGAGGACAGGAAGCCACUGAGCCAGCAUUUCCCGGCACAGUCCAACCACGAUGCACUGAGUGCUUUUAAUAAUUGAGUUAACUUUACACGCAGGCACAGGAGCGAUGUGACUGAUCCAUCAGGGGAUGCAAAGGAAGGAAGAGAGAGAGAGGAAUGAUGGGAAAGGGGCUUAGCAGUGGGAAUAGAACUAUCCUUUUCUUUCUGGAAAGCAGAGGCCCCCCCCCCUUCUGUUAUGAUUUUAGCAUUUUUCUUAUCAAACAAGUACAUCCAUUUUUUUUAAAACCCCAAACCGUAAGUAAAAUCCAAAUAAAACCAAAAGCCCUCAGCCUGCAAAGGAAUGAUGAGCAAUGCAGGGACAUGGGAAACUUUAUAUACCAGGACAGAUUAUUUGUCCAUCUGGCUCAGCAUUGCCUACUUUGGCUGGCAGCAGCACCCCAGGGUUGUCUGGUAGAGGCGUUUCCCGACCUGACCUUUUUAGCUGGGGAUGCCAGGGAUCAAACCUGUGGCCUUCUGUGUAUUAUUCCACCAAAGUAUAGUCAAAACUAAGUAUGAAUUGGUUUUCUGGUAGGUAUGUUAUUGCUUGUGGAGUGCUGAGCACUUAAGAACGCAGGUGACCCUGAGCAGCAGUUGCUUCAUGGGGAUGAGGGUAGCAUAAAGUAUGUUAGGUUGUGCUGUAAGUUUGUGCUGCUGUUUAGAAUCAACACUACUCACUCCACAGAAUUAAACCUGAGGCAUCUUUGUGCACAGCUGAUUAGCAUGUAGUUUUCCAGUUAUGCAUGUCAGCUGUGUUUUGUAGAGGCUGUUCGUGGGAUGGUGGUAGAGGUGGCACUAAUUUUGUGUUUGAUGCUGAAACAGAGAGCCCUGCUGCUGCCACUGUAUGACUGAAGUUGAUCUAGGUAGCCCUGCAAUGUGUCCUGGGUUGUUUCCUGUAAAAAACAACAACACAUGAUGUGGUUUGUUGCAGUGGUGCAAGGCUCUGGUUUAGUCACCCUGGUUUAGUUAAGCUGUAGUGGACACUGUGAGUCCACGUGCCAUAGAGCUGAGAGUGUCCUGUAGAGGUGUUUACACAAUAUUUUGGGCUUACUGGUGUUGCGUAUGUGGUUUGUUUUUCGGGUGCCAUAGAACCAGGAAGUACAGAUGCUGCAAAUUUGAUUGUGUGUGCACACGCAUACGCAAACACAUGCAAGCCAGCUCAGGUCUCUCUCUCCUACGCAAUAAUAGCCUUUUCUUGGAACCCCAAGAAGGAAGUCUUGCUUAGCCUGAUACAGGGGCAGCAGGAAGUGAUGGGAGGGAGAGCCAGUGCAAGCAGAUCACUUCCACCUACAAGGAAUAGCUUCUAAUGGGGGGUAGUGCUGAUGUCUAUGGACACUUCUUCCUAGGUGGGGAGGACCUUCUUCUCCUGAGGGCACAACCCUGGGGCACAGUUUGGCUUCCCUUGCCCCACACAGCCUGAGCUCCUGAGGAUGCUCUCAAGCCCUCUGGCUGGGAUGGAGCCAAGUAGCUUGGCUGCCCCAGCAAGCGUGGGAGUCUGAGUGAGCUGGGCCCCUCACCCCUUCCCUCCCCUUCCCCUCCUGCAGCUGUAAAAUUCCUUUGCCUGGCUUCCAGCUGGGAAGGGCGGAGGAGGGGGGGGCUGUUGCUUCCUGGCAGGCAGAAGAGAAAAUCUCUCCCACCCCCAGGGACCUAGAAGCUAGCGAUAAGGCAUGGCACAGAUUGUGGCUGCUAGGACUGAGAACGGAAACACAACUGGGAUGAGGCUGUUAGAGGUGUGCAUGAGAGAGAAAGGGAACUGGAGGAAGGGAGACUUGGACUGUGAUUCAACCCUGGAGUCCCGACUCCCAGUCUCCUAUUCCCCUUAUUUUACUUGCUGGUCUGAGCUGACUGUUGCAACACUUUCUUUCUUCUCCUGUUCCUUCCAGUGUGGACAAAUGUGGAGCCACGGUCUGUGGCUGUAUUCCCAUGGCACUCCCUUGUGCCCUUCCUGGCUCCCAGCCAGCCCGAUUCCUCCGUGCAGCCGACCGAAGGCCAGCAGCCUGUCAGCCACCCGUCUACAUCCAAUCAGAACAAAGGCAAGUGCGCAGGGCGAGAGGAAGAAAGGGGGCAGGUGCAGAAUUUCCACCAAGGCUUCCUGCUAUGGGACAGGCCAGCAGGUAGGACCGGGCAUGCGUGCAACUCCUUGCCCUCCUCCGCAAGAGCACAUGGCUGUUCAUUCUCUCUCUCUUUUUUUUAUAAGAUACUUAUUAAGGUUUUUUGAAAUAUUACAGUAAAAAUGAAAAAGAAAAGAGAAAAAUACAAAAUAAAAACAGUUAAAAACACACAUAUUUUCUAUUACUUAUUUUCCUUUAGCUUGUUUCCCGGACCUCCUCGUACCUCCCUUUUUUGUAUUCCACUUCAAUUUAUUGGUUCAGCAAAUCCUUACCAUUAGAUUUUAACCCAUUUAUAACCCUUUUUUCAUAUUCUCUUAGAACAUUACAGCUAGAAACCGCUUAAUUGCUAUCCAACAUCAUUCUAUCAUUCAUUAAUUUUACAAUAUUUCUGUAAAUAGUCUUUAAAUUUCUUCCAAUCUUCUUCCACCGACUCUUCUCCCUGGUCUCGGAUUCUGCCAGUCAUUUCUGCCAAUUCCAUAUAGUCCAUCACCUUCAUCUGCCAUUCUUCCAAAGUGGGUAGAUCUUGUGUCUUCCAAUACUUUGCAAUGAGUAUUCUUGCUGCUGUUGUAGCAUACAUAAAAAAGUUCUGUCCUUCUUUGGCACCAAUUGGCCGACAAUGCCCAGAAGAAAGGCCUCUGGUUUCUUCAAGAAGGUAUAUUUAAAUACCUUUUUCAGUUCAUUAUAUAUCAUUUCCCAGAAAGCCUUAAUCCUUGGGCACGUCCACCAAAGGUGAAAGAAUGUACCUUCAGUUUCUUUACAUUUCCAGCAUUUAUUAUCGGGCAAAUGAUAGAUUUUUGCAAGCUUGACUGGGGUCAUGUACCACCUGUAUAUCAUUUUCAUAAUAUUCUCUCUUAGGGCAUUACAUGCCGUAAACUUCAUACCUGUGGUCCAUAACUGUUCCCAGUCAGCAAACAUAAUAUUAUGUCCAACAUCUUGUGCCCAUUUAAUCAUAGCAGAUUUCACCGUUUCAUCCUGAGUGUUCCAUUUCAACAGCAAGUUAUACAUUCUUGACAAAUUCUUAGUUUUGGGUUCUAACAGUUCUGUUUCUAGUUUUGAUUUUUCCACCUGGAAGCCAAUUUUCUUAUCCAAAUUCUCACCCGAGGCUUUCCAUUUCAGAACCUCCAGAAUCAGCUGCCGUGGCCCAUGAGCUCCCUGGCGUGUCUUCCGGGGCCGAAGCAGGGAGGCCAAACACUUCGCACCCUGACAGCCCGACUCCAGUUUCCCAGCCAUCAGCGGCGACUCCUGGAGGGAGCGGAGGGCCAGCCCAGCAGGAAGACGACGUCCCAGGGCACUCGCGCCUGGACAGCGAGACAGAGAGCGAUCACGACGAUGCGUGAGUUCUGCUGCCUUCCGGGGCUGCUCCAUCAUGCUUUGUUGCGGUUCUCCUUCCAACAGCCUUGCCGAGGUCACAGUCCCCCCACCCUGCCUGACAGACAGCUGUUUUAUAGCUGUGGGUGACUUAUGCAAGCUAUAAGGCCACGACAGAUGUGGGACCGCAGCACAGUGGAGCAGGGAAUGUGCUGCUGGAAGGAGCGGCGUGAGGCAGUUGGGAGAGAACCCUAAAACAGAGAGGGAACGGGGAGCAUGGUUAAGUUGAAGGAGGAUGUCAGCAGACCCAGGCAAGGUGGCGGCGCUGGGAAUAGUUUGGAGAAGAUGGUGAAAUUGGACUUCCUUCUGUAGGUUCCUGUCCGUUGUAUCUUCUGAGAUUCAACUCCCACUGCUGCCGGGCAAGCGUCGUACCCAGUCACUGAGCGCUCUGCCCAAAGACCGAGAUUCAUCUUCCGAGAAGGAUGGGCGCAGUCCUAACAAGGUGAGGGAUCUUUUUCUUCAUCUCCUCUUCUCUCUCUCUCUCUCAUAUUCCUCAGCCUCCCUUCUCCCCAUUCAGCUGUGGAAUGCUCCACCAGUAUUCAGGGUUCACCCUGGGUAAAAUAUAAGUUUAGUGGUGGCUUUGGUGCUCUUUGCAUCCACACACACCUUUUUUUUUUUUGCAGAGAGAAAAAGAUCACAUCCGGCGGCCUAUGAAUGCUUUCAUGAUCUUCAGCAAGCGACACCGGGCCCUGGUGCACCAACGGCACCCCAACCAAGACAACCGUACCGUCAGCAAGAUCCUAGGCGAGUGGUGGUACGCGCUGGGGCCCAAGGAGAAGCAGAAGUACCACGACCUGGCCUUCCAGGUACAGCCUCUUAGGGAGCGUAACACGGAGAGUGAGUCGGGAGCCUUAUCUGCAAGUGCUGUUGCCUCCCAUAGUGCAGCUAGCAUGCCUGGCUUAGAUCAGUGGCUUCUUUCAUCCAGCAUUCUGUCUCCCAAGAGUGAGGCUGUUAAGCAGGGCCUGAUGGUGAAAGCCAGGGCUGUAUGUAUAUAACCUUUUCAGGAGUACAGAAAAGGUACACAAGCUUGUAUGGUUGCAGACCUGAGUUUCUGAAGAAUAUUUGCUUUCAUGUAAUUACAAAAGCAAGUCUCCUGCCUUUAGGUUGCCAAAAUAUGCUUGAAAAAUUCAUAGCUAAAGCCUAGUAAAAUCUCAGAAGCAGCAGUUUUAAAGGGAACAUGGAUGCUGUGUCUUGCUUUGUUUCUUUUCCCAGUGUAUAGCAAUGAUGCAUAAUUUGCUCAUUUUAGAUGGGAUUCAGAUCUCCAUUGCACAGAAUUUUAACUUUUGUGGCAUGGAGUCUGCAACAGCCAUUCCCACUUUUCCCCCUCAGUAGCUGGUACAUUGCCUAGGAAUCUUUUCUUCAUUUUUUUCCGAUCUCGACUUUUCUCUCUCCCCGCCCCCCCCCCAAAAAAAAACCAGGUGAAGGAAGCCCAUUUCAAAGCACACCCUGACUGGAAGUGGUGUAACAAAGAUCGGAAAAAGUCUAGCUCAGACGUGAAGCCGUCGGGGCCAGGGGGAUGCUCCAAGGAGACCCGAGAACGCAGCAUGUCUGAGACGGGUACUGCUGCUGUGCCAGGAGGUGAGCUCUUUUCAUAUCUCUCUUCCCCCUGCCACCCCCACUCCUUGCUUUAAGGCUCUCUCCUUCUUGUCUUAUCACUCUCUGCUUCCCCACCAGGCCCUUCCGAGAUGCAGGUGCUGCUGGGGCCAGAGGGCAAGGCAGGCAUGGUAGGAUCCGGCCACGGCCAUGGGGAGCGGAUCCUGCCCUCGGCGGGGCCUGGCGCACAGCGCCCCCGGGCCUUCUCCCACAGUGGGGUGCAUGGGAUGGAGAGCGACCGUGACAGCCAGGUGCUGCAGGAGCUCACCCAGGUACGUUGGCACACUCUUCUGGCGGCGAGGGGCGGGGCAGUAGGAGGUCAUGGAGAAUCUGGGUUCCGAUCAAUUCCAGGGGAAUUGGGGCUUUGGGAAGGAGAAGGGAUUAUUGCUUGCUACAUUAUUAUGGCCUACACUAGUUCUGGGGCUUCCUUGUCGGUUCAGCUGUUGUUUUGCCACCCAGUUCCUUCUUUCAGCUGAAGUCUGACCUGACAAAAAUCCUUCAGGUCGCAGAUCAAGGAUCACCUUGUUGCCCUGGGAGAUGCGAGGCUCUAACAGAUGACACUAUUCUGUUCCAGAUGUGCUCAGGACAGUCUCUGUACGUCGGUGGGAAGGGGCAGUUCGGGGGGCUGGGCCCUUCGGGGUCCCCAUUUGCAACCCCAGGCGAAGGCCCCAGGCACUCCUUGCACCUGCACGCCUCCCGUGCCUCCCGUUCUCAGCGCACAACCAGUGAGGACAUGACCAGCGAUGAGGAGCGAAUGGUCAUCUGCGAAGAGGAGGGUGAUGACGACGUCAUUGGUAAGGAGUCCCUGCCCCAAAUGCUAGCACAACGCUUUUGCUUAUCCCUGAACCACACGGAGCUCGGAGUACAGUGGUACCUCGAGUUAAGUACUUAAUUCGUUCCGGAGGUCCGCUCUUAACCUGAAACUGUUCUUAACCUGAAGCACCACUUUAGCUAAUGGGGCCUCCCGCUGCCACUGCGCCGCCGGAGCACAAUUUCUGUUCUCAUCCUGAAGCAAAGUUCUUAACCCGAGGUACUAUUUCUGGGUUAGCGGAGUCUGUAACCUGAAGUGUAUGUAAUCUGAAGUGUAUGUAACCCGAGGUACCACUGUAUUUAAACUUGUUGCCCUAAAUUCCUGCAUGGCUGCCCACCUCCUAAAGCAAAGGAUGAGGAACAUUGCAAAUACAUUGGGGGUGAGGAAGAUGACAUGUUAAAUAAAUGCUGUGGCUUCAAGAACUUGAUGCAAACCAUGAACUAAUAGUACAGCAUUAAAUUUAAGUUGAAAGCUGGAGGACUGAUUUUCAGCAAUAAGACCUGCACUGUUUUGGAAUAGGCUUGCUGGUCUGCUAACUGUUGCCCUCACAUCUGCAGCAAGAAUAGCGUGUGGUCUUGUAUGGCCUUGUUGCUGCUCUUGUGCCAUAAAUAUCAGUGUACCCAUAUUCUUACCUACCCACUGACCCAACUCUUGCUAGGAGAUCUGUUUGCUCCUUGCAGACUAGAAGGUUAUUCAGCACUGUGUUAUAGGCGCCUCUAGCUUGGGACUAGCAGGGCAUCCCUUAAAGCUGCUUUCUGGGGCACUGGGAGCCCAGUUUGUCAUCCUGCAAACCCAAAUUCAUGCAAAUCCACCAUGUGCCACACAAACCUUGUAGUUAAUCUGUUAUCAAAUGAUGUUACAUCUGGUAAAAUUCAGUGGAACCAAGGAGGCAGGAUUUUCUGCGAUUUCUGGGGGCUUGUAGAGGCGAAGAAGCUGGGCCCUCUAAGUUAUCUUUGACUCUCACUUCUACAAUGCUAAAGUUGAUUGGGUGGGACUGGAAAGGCUGUGACCCCUAUGGAUUUAAGAAAGAGUUAGGUUUUUGUGAAAUACCUUGUGAUUUGCUGCACAGGUAACGUAGCACAAGGGUGAAGAAAUGGCUACUCUUCCAUUAUCGAUGGGGGUAUCCUUUUUCUUUAUGUAUUCUGAGAUUGUAGUUUGUGGGCAUGGAAAAUGGUACUGGGAAAUUACUGCUUGGGAUUUAGCAUCUUCAGAAUUCCUUAAGUUUCUAACAUUUAAGACUGCAAAGAUGGGCUGGUGGACUAUCUCCCAGAUUCUGCGUUCUCCGAAGCUGAAGAGGUGGAGAAAGUUAGUAAGAUCUCUAGGGCUUCAGUACCUUGCACAACACUUUAUCCCUUUCCAUGACUGGGAGAGAAGCAGAGUGAAAAUAUGCAAACCAAGGAAAUAUAUGCGCUCAUUAGCAUGAUUUAUGCAGAUUGCAGAAUAGUGUGACUGUCCUGAAUGCCUGGAUAGCUCAGUUGGCUAGAGUGUAGUGCUGAUAAUGCUAAGGUUUGCAGGUUUGAUCCCAUAUUCCUACUAGAUGAUCCUCAGGAUCCCUUUGAACAAUACGAUUCUAUGAUUCCACCGUGUUUUUUCCCUCCUCCCGAUUUACACAGUCUUGCCAAUAAAGCGGAACUUUAAUUUACUUCGGUCAGAGUGCAACACCGACUGUUCUUUACCUGCAGUGACAAGCUGUGCUAUUACACUGUAAGCUAAACAAAUGUUCCUCGCUACCCAAACCGUUCAAAUUUUAUUAGCUCAAAUAAAUGAAUGGAAUUUCCUCUUCUAGACACAAACUCAAUUCAGCAAUGGAAGGAGCCACCUCUUUUCGAACAGUAGCUUUAGGCAAGCUGCGGUAAUCACCAAAUUGCACCACAGAAGGGAAGAAAGAGGGAUAAAAGAGGGGGUGCAAAGUGAGGGCAGAGGAGUGAUGACGCACCCCCUUGGGGAGCAUGGAAUCUCCUCCCAGGUGCCAUUUCAUAGUGAAGUCUUCAGUCUUACCCCCAUAACCACAAUGACUCAGACUUCCCCAUUUAUUAAAAAAACCCCCAGUGUUUUCUGUACCACGAGAUCAUCGUACCUUGCAUUAGUUUAUGUGGAAUAAGCUGCUCUCAAACAAGCAUCUGAUUCCCUUGCACACAAUCUGUCAUAUGGCAUAGAAUGCAGAGUGAGGCAGUUUGCUGUGCUGCUUUAUUGAGGCUGGAUGUUCUCAGCAGUAGAGCCAAGUGACCUGCAUGCAAAAGACCCCAGGCUUAAUCAUUGGCAUUUCCAGGUAGACUCCUGCUUGGCACCCUGGAGAGCAUCCACCAGCCAGUUACUGCAGACAGUAUUGAGGCAGGUGGGGCCAGUGGUCUGAUUCUGAAUAACGAGUCUUCCUAAUCCCAAGAGGCAUUUAUUACAGGAGUGGGAUAGUCCCAUUCUUGUUGCUACAUGCUUUAUAGAUUGUGAACGUAGUGGUAGUGGUGCGUACUGGCAUUAAAAGGUAACUAAGGGAUGCGGGUGGCGCUGUGGGUUAAACCACAGAGCCUAGGACUUGCCAAUCAGAAGGUCGGCGGUUCGAAUCCCCGCGACAGGGUGAGCUCCCGUUGCUCAGUCCCUGCUCCUGCCAACCUAGCAGUUCGAAAGCAUGUCAAAGUGCAAGUAGAUCAAUAGGUACCGCUCUGGCGGGAAGGUAAACGGUGUUUCCGUGCGCUGCUCUGGUUUGCCAGAAGCGGCUUAGUCAUGCUGGCCACAUGACCCGGAAGCUGUACGCCGGCUCCCUUGGCCAAUAAAGCGAGAUGAGCGCCACAACCCCAGAGUCGACCACAACUGGACCUAAUGGUCAGGGGUCCCCUUUACCCCCUUUUAAAUCUGCAUUUAAAUGCAAUCUUGAUUAUUUACUGAACAAGAUUCUCUGAAUGCACCAGAAGCCAGAUUGCUCUGCUUCAAAGCUGGGCUGUGGGUAGGUAAAGAGAUGGACAUUUCUGCCUCUCGUUUUCUGUCCUGCGCAGUGUUUUGUUGUGCCCUGGUUAUUGGCCCAUUACCAGCACCUUCUUUUCCUCCGAUUACUUAGCUCCCUUCUGCACCCAGAGCACCCCUAAUUUAGGUCUCUUCAGGGGGCCAGCAGCUACAAUUUCUAACACACACACACACACAAACUCCAAAAAAUUAGAAAUAAACGCUCCGCAUUUUGCCUGUACUUGCAGUAAGUGAAUUUGCAGAUUUGCAGUAAUCCUAUCCCUCUCGGAUAAAAAUCUCUGCCUCUCCAGGAGAGUUUUGGAGAGGGAAUGGGGGAUGUUUGGAGGUGGUCAGGUGUCUUGCUGACUCAUGCUUCUGCCCUCUUACAGCUGAGGAUGGGUUCAACCCUGCUGAUGUUGACCUCAAAUGCAAGGAACGAGUGACGGACAGCGACAGCGAGGGUUCCUUGGGGGAUGAAUCCGACAACAAGGUGAGUAGGUUGGAAGUAAAUGAAUAAGGGUGCAACUUCCGGGGGAUCUCAGACUUGCAACAUAAAGAGGUCGUGGCAACGAGAGAGGAAGCUUUGCUUUGUGAGCGUCUGGCUGUGGGAUGCUUCAGAGUGUUCAAAGCACUGCACACGUCUUCCUUGCAGCAAGCUAAACUCCUGGCUUUUGGUAUGGCAUCUUUAGAGGUUUUUAAUUAAUGUUUUGUGUUAAAAUGAGCAAACACAAGCACAGUCCUUUGCAGGCAAGGGGCUGGAGCUGAGAGAGGGAGACUUUGCUGCCCUCUUGGCGGAAGUGAGAGUCAAAAUGCGAACUGUCCUGGUUCAGAACUCAUUCCUGUUUUGGGACUUAGAAUUGUAGAGUUGCAAGGGAUUCUGAUGGUCAUCUAGUCCAACCCGCUGCUAUGUAGGACUGGCGAUGCUGUAAGGAAGACUAUGAAAGCAGCACUGUGGAGGAGAUAGCUCACGGGCGUUCCGGCAGCCUUCUAACCCUUUCCCCAUCUGCUCGCAGGACUUUGGGCGCAAGCUCUUCUCCCCGGUGAUCCGCUCGGCUGCGCUGCCUCCUUCCUCCGGUGCCUUCGCCCCCUGCCGCCCGCCGCCCCCUCUGGACUUGGAGCCACCCCCGCCUCCUCACAGCCUCGACCAGCAGCCCCCUUCCAAGACGUACGGCUCCUUCCAGCUGGCACCCAGCACCUUCAAGGCCCAAGACUCCCGAGGAGGGCUCCGCCCUCACAACACCCCAGCCAAGCGCCUGGAGCCACGCUUCGAAUCGGCGGCGGCCUCUUACCGGCGGAAGCGGGCAGACAGUGCUGGAGGGGGCUCCCAGGCAGCAGCCACGGAGUCUGGGGUGGCCCCCCUGGCCGCCCCGGCUCACUCGGUCAUCUCUCCGCCUGGUGGAAUGUUUCAGGCCGUGGUGCUCUCCGAUUCCGCCCGCUUGUCCUCGGGCACCGUGCUGGUGACGGCCCCGUCCAUGAGCGCCCCGAAUGUGGGAGUGAUCGGCUACAGCGGCGCGCCCAGCCUGGUCCGCACGGCCUCCACCGUCGUCACCAACGUGGUCAAGCCGGUUAGCAGCACCCCGGUGCCCAUCGCCAGCAAGCCCUUCCCGCGCGGGUCAGGGGAGGGGCUCCCGCUGCUCAGCCCCCCUCCCUCGGAUGGGGCCACGAAGGCGGAAGGGAUUUCUGUGGGGCGCCUCGGCCUCCUCUACGCCGACAAGAAGACUCAGCCGCCCUCGGCGAUGCCCGGGAUCCAAGCCACGUCGCCUCACCUUGUAGCCGGCCCUCUCAUUGGGCAAGGCUUGACCGCUGUGGGGAAGGGGCCUGCCAACCAAGGCAGCGUGGUGACCAACCUCCUUGUGGGAGCUCAAGGCUACGGGCAAGCGGGCAGCGCGGGAGGGGCUGCCGUUCCGGUGACUGUCUUGCCCCCCGGCGCCAUCGCACAGCAGCCCUCGGUGCAGUUCAUCACGCAGAAUCCGCCUGGGCCCGGGCAGAACGGCCCAGUGCCACUCAGCAUCCUGCAGCCUCAGGGCAUCCUCUCGGGGGCAGCGGGCAAGGCGGGUGGCAUCACUCAGGUGCAGUACAUCCUGCCCACCUUGCCUCAGCAGCUGCAGGUGGCCGGGGGAAAGGUGCCGGCAGGAGCGGGUGCUCCUGGAGCUGCCAGCAUCCAUUUUACUCUUCCGCCAGCCAACGGGAAGGUGAUUGCCACACCCCAAGCCAUCCCCAUCAUCCAGCCUGCUCCAGGAAGCGGCAACAGCAAUGUCACCGUCAUGUCCUCAGCACCCAAAGGUAAGGGCAUGGUCCUUUUUUGCUUGAUAAGUCGUCCAUACCAAUAUUUUAUUUUAUUUAAUUGCAUCACAUCAGAGGCUUAGAUCUCAGCCUGCCUAGUCUCUCUGUAAUUCCCAAGACUGAUUGAGAAUGCUUCCUGGCUAGUUCAUCCAUGCCCCAUGAUGGAGUGCAGAAAGAGAUCCAUUUUCAUUUACGGAUCUCUCAUCCCUAUAGGGUCACCGUGCCCCAAAGCUUUACACAUUUUAGAUUCUGGCCGCUUUUAAUACAUGAAGGGGUUUUUACUUGAAUCUCCUUCCACCUCUGUGUUAACGGAGCUGGCCUACCUGUUUGUGGUGACAGUGUGGGUCACCGUUUUGUACGGCAGAGUUCACUUCCGGUCCCUGGGCAAGUAAGAGGAGGCCGGCCGACAAGAAUAUGCACAUUGGCUCUCCCUGGUGUAAAAGAGCCAAGAAGAGCCGUGCUGCAUUGGGCCAGGGCCCCGUCUAGUCCAGUAUCCCAUUUUCCAUGGCGAGAACCAUGUGCCUUUGGGGAGCCCACAGUGCAAGGCAUGAGGUCAAUUGGCCUCUCCAGAAACGUGUAUUAUGUGACCAUCACAGCUAGUAGCCCCUGAUAGCCUUUGCCCUCCAUGAAUUUGUCUAACCCCUCCCCCAACCGCUGCCCUUUAAAGAUUAUGGUGAAGGUGCCUCCACCGUAUGGGUGCUGCCACCCUGGAAGAUUUGAUUCCUUGCAAAUGGGAAGCAAGCAUUACGUGGCCUCUGUCACGGUGCCAGUUCUGUGGAUCAAAGUGGUUGGGCGGCCACAUACAGGGUAAGGCGAUCUUGCAGGAAAACAGUAGAAUUACGUAAUCCUUGAUCGAUCUUCCAAACUUCAGAAGCCCCAAAUGUAGCUUUCCUCGUAGGGAGAGGUGCUUUUGUCCUCCCGAUAGUUGCCCUGUCCUGUGCCUUUCCCAGCUCUGCAACAUCCUUUAUGAGAUAUGGUACCUUGGUAGCUCAGCUCAGAUGCUGGGCUUUUUGAGAUCCGCAAACUGACCUUGCUGUGUGUGCCUCUCUUCUUUCUCCCUCUCUCGCCCCCAGUUCAGUCAGUGUCUCCAGUUCAAGCUCCAUCUCCCGGCACUUCAACCCACCUCGUGUCUGGGCAGGUGGUGCCCCCUGCUGGGCUCCAGGUACAAGGCAAGGUCCUGGUGCCCAUGGCACCCCCACAGGUGACGGUGCGCACCUCCACUGCCACCCAGCUGCCUCUGGUGACCCCACCUUUCCCCGUCCCAGUGCAGAAUGGGAGCCAGCCCGCCAGCAAGGUUAGUUAAUUGGGAGUGGGGGCGGGAAGGGGGCUGUGUUGGGUACCUUAUGCGACGGGUGAAGGUGGUGGUAUCUGCUAAUUGUGAAUACUACGCUUGGCGUAAAUGCUGCAGGACUGUCCAAUAAUAAUAGUAGUAGUUGUAGUAGUAGUAGUAGUUGUUGUUGUUCUGGCAGCUGCUAUUAAUUACUUUUUUGCACAAAGGGUGGUUAGGUGGCCAAUUCAUGGAGCAGUAGGUAAGCCUAGGGAUGGGGGUUUGAAAUUACCUCCAUGUAGGAGUCAGUCUUUCCUGUCCUCUGUGUAUCCUACUUAGGUCACCCUCUGGGUUUCAAAGUCCUGGUACUUCCCUUGAACCGCAAGGUCUUUAAUUCAUGGCAUGUAAAAAAACAACAAACCCCAAGCUUUCUAUAACCUGCCAAGAUACCUUUGGCUAGUACAGUUCUUUCAUUUGUUUUUGACUCUUGUAUUCCCCCUUUUUCUUGCAAAUAGUGUAAUCAAGUUUCUUUGAGUAUAUUGUUAAUGUAGUACAACGUAGGGAGGAGAGUAGAGCCUCUUAACGUUGUGUAGCAGUGCUUAAUUCAGCUGCUCGUUCUAUAAGUAAAGUAAAGAAAAACUCAACCCUGUAGGGCCACAGACAUGCUGCAAAAAUGGAGGAUUGAAACUUUGGUACAGGAUGCGUUGCUUCGACUGGAAUGCUGAGAAAACUCUGCUUUAAUCUCUUUCUUUCUGGACGAGUUUAUCAAUUUCAAGAUUGUGGGGAGGGACUUUAAAAAUGAAGGAGAGAUAAAACUAGAAGGCAAUUGGUGGGCCCAGAUGGUUUCUUCCUCACAGCUCCCUGUCCCUACUGAUCACAGGCUGCAGUUCCCACUCACACUUCAAUGCUCCUUCCUCUCUUCCAGUUAGGGCACCUAAGGCAGUAUAGGUUACAUGAUUACUGUUCCUACUACUGCAGAUGUUGAAUUCUGACAAAUCAGACCUGAAUGCCGUGUGGAAACAGUGUUUUCAUGAUGUUGGUUGGCAGCUCUGAUUGACAGGUCUGCCUGGCCACCCCGUCUUUCUGCUUUUCCAGAUCAUCCAGCUCACCCCGGUGCCCGUGGUUCAGCCCCAGCCCUCCUCGCAAAGCAGCGCCACCUUGGUUCCCCCCCUUAGCCCAGCUGCUCUCCAAGGCACUGUGGCCACUGCCGUCAUGGGCUCCCCGAGCCAAGCCCAGAAAGUCCUCUUGCCCUCCUCCACCAGGUACAGACAACCCCCCUACUGAUUGGCUAUGCCAGAUCCUGGGGGCACCCUGCCUGGGGGGUGGGGAAGGUGGCAGGGGUGCGAUCUUGUUCAUUUCAGCAUCAGCCACCUCCUUUGCUAUAACACACUCCCCCCCUCUCUCUGCCCCCAGGAUCACCUACGUGCAGUCAACAGCCGGGCACCCCCUCUCCCUGGGCACCUCGGCCUCCCACACACAGCCCAGCGCCCCCCCGGCCACGCCUGCCACGACCUACGUUCAGUCCCCAGUGGGCCCUGCCCCCAUGGCACUGGGUUUCACAGCCAUAGGGCCGAAUGGGCAGGCCAUAGUGCAGCCGCUGCUCUCAGGUAAGGUUGGCAAGGCAGUUGGGGGGGAGGCGGAUGGGGCCAGGCUGGGCGGAUGCGCUUGGCAGGGGCAUGGCGGCAACGAGAGAUGGCGCCAAGGGUCGACUGGCCUUGCCUCUGGCUUGCCUCUGAUUCCACUGCCCAUUCUGCUUCCUGCAGGUCAAAACCCUCUGCUGGCUCCAGGGCAAGUGGUGUCCCCACUGCAGAGCCCCCAGCUCCCGGCGUCCUGUGCCGGACAAGGGCAGGUCAUCACUGCCAUCUACCCCAGCCCCACCGGGACCAGUCCUGCUCAGCCCACCAGCCACGGCGUGGUCUACACGGUGGCAGCCACAAGCACCGUCACAGUCUCCUCUCCCACAGCCAUCCUGCCCAAGGGGGGCAGCAGCACUCAGAGCCCAGGGGCCCCCAGCCAGGGCCUGAUUUCCACAGGUACGGGGUGGGUGGGUAGAAGCAGGUGGGGCUUGACCCAGAGGGAGGAAACUGAGAAGUAGGGGAGGCAGCCAGGGAGGACACUGAGCUAAAAGAAACAAAUUGUACACCUAGGCUGCAGUUUGUAAUCCCCACAAAUGUUGCCCAUCGCUUUGCAUCAUUUGAAGUCCAUAAGGAGUAGAAAUCUUGCUCUUUUUUAAAAAAUGCGCAUUCCACUAUAGUUCAUUCCAUUAUAGUUGAAUGUACGAAAAAGAAUAUAAAACAAAACUGCACGAUAAUACCAUGACAGCAGAAAAAGUAUAACGAGAAAGAUUGGAAGUCUUUUGCAAAAAAUUUUUUAUCUGAUAGCUAUAAUGUCAGAUAAAUUUUGGUCUUUUUUUCUUUUUUUGUCUUUGUUUCAAAAUUUUCCUUUCUUCCCCUUUCUUUCAUUUUUUUGUAUAUAAAUCUGAAAUACUUACCUUCGUUGUAUGUUUGUAUCUUUGUAUUUUGAACCAAUAAAGAUUUAAUUUAAAAAAAAAAAUGUGCAGGGCGCUCCUGCUUGGCAGCACUACUUUCCUGUGGUGCUGGAUCUGUCCGGAUCCUGAGUUAGGUGGGUGUUCUUUCUCUUUUGGGCGUUUCUGACUUGACUCUAACCAGCUUCGUUUCCCCACCUCCCUCCUACUCAGCUACCCCUGCCGCUCCUCCAGCAGUUCCCCGACCUCAGCGGCCGCCGCUCAAGCCCCUCCAGAAGGUGAAGGCCACGAUCGCCAGCAUCCCGGUCGGCUCUUACGAAUCCUCCCCCUCUCCGGGUCCGGCCCGGCCCCCCGGAGGGCAGCAGCAGGAGCCCGGAGGGUCGCGAUGCCACCGGGAGGCCGAAGCCGCGGGAGAAGCCCGGACUUUGCGGGAGGCGGGGCCCCAGGAGCCGCCUCUUUCCCCCGCGUGCCGGGGCAGCGAACAGAACCCCCCGCCCAAAGCCCAGGAUCUGAAGCGGGAGUCCUGGGAGCCGGUGUCGCCCCCGUCUCCCCAGCAACCGCAGGUCACGGAGGCGGCGUCCGCGGAAAUCUGGAGCCAGCGGGAGGCAGGAGCCGGCGAAGAGAGGGCGGUCCGUGACCCUCCACUGGGCAGCAAAGGGACUGAGACGGUAAGAAGGAGACAGGAGGCCUUUGCUCAACCUGUACUUCCAGCGCUUGGAAAUCCCGCAACCAUCUUUGCCAACCCAGCCCCCCCCCCCAACAUUUCACCAGGGCAGGCAGAAACUGGAAAAGUCUUCCACAAAGUCUCCAGCAGAAGCUCCAAGGAGAUGGUUCUGCUGAGAUAAGAUGGCGCCCGGCACACUUCCCCUGUGCUGAUGGACGCUUGUGCCGAUAGGAAAAACUUGAACUCUUAGCAGAGUUCUUAGCAGAGUUCUUCAGCGGUAGAAAGUGUUGUCUUGUGUGUGGAUAAUAAAUCAGACUGAACGCAGGCUUCUUGCUAAUCUCUAACAGCCCUUAAUGAGAAGAAAAACAUCAUAAAUCAGUCCCAGCGAGAGAGCAGGCAUCCUUCUCGCCUCUCAGCCAAAAACGAAAGGAAACUCACACACAAAGAAAGAUUCCCGUAUGUGAACCAAACCACGCCUCGUCACACAGAACUGUUUAACCCUGUAAGUUCUGAUUCUCCUCACAGGUUCUGUGUCAGGGGAGCACAGCCACUGAGAAUGCCUCUCUCUGUUCCAGCCUUGACUAACAUGCGCUCCCCCCCCCAGCCAAUGUUUUGGCCUACAAUUCCCAUCAGCCCCAGCCAGCACAGCUGUAGGAAUACAGCUGCAUGUCCCUGGAGAUUCCCCCAAGCUGCAGCCUGAGCAUCUCCUGGAGACUUUGGAAGACCUUCCCAGUUUUCACCUGCUUUCACCCAGUUUUAAGAUCACGAAAGGUUACAGGGUUUUGAACAUCAGGAUUGAGUAUUCUGGGCUGUGCAUUUAUAUAAUAACCUCCCGCACAUAAUCAUCUUGCCUUGCGAACCAAGCGAGAGGGUCUUCCCGCUAGUAGUUCACCUGCCCAUUUGCCAGCCUUGCUGAUCUGCCUCCAUGUUGGCUUGCUCUCCUUCUUAAUGCCUCUUCCCAGACGCUCUCUGGUAGUAAACACCCUAUUCCUUUCUUCCCCAGGCCCACAAGUUCUCCACUUCCCCGGACUGGAGAACGGCCAGUGCUGAGGGCCGCGGUGAAGCGUCUGCCCCAUCCGCAGGCCCGCUGACUUCCUCGCUCAGCCCUGGCCCUUCGAGCUCCACGGAGGCCCCUAGAGGAGGCCCCUCGACCCUUGCUCCAGCAGCAGCAGCCUCCACAUCCGAGGCCGGGCCCGAGCAGAAGGAGGUCCCCGUGGGGAAGAAAGUCAAGGUCCGGCCCCCGCCGCUGAAGAAAACCUUCGACUCUGUCGACAAGUGAGUGAUUGGGGAGCUGCAGGAAUGGGUUGCCAAAGACCUAAAGCACAGGCAGCUGCUGUAUGCAGAGUCAGAUUAUUAGGUCCAACUAGCUCAGAGUGGUCUGCACUGAUUGGCAGUGGCUGUCUGGGAUUUCAGGCAGGGAGUCUUUCCCUGGAGAUGUUGAACCCCAGGACCUUUUUGCAUGCAAAGCAGAUGCUCUAUCACCAAGUUACAUCCCUUCCCCAGGAGUUAGGUUUUGCAAAGUGUGCUCUGGGGUAUCUGGAGUUCUUCAUCAGGGGUUGCCGAAUUCCCCCCUCCUACCCCUCAAAUGCAGCUUGCUUUUUGAUACAAUAUUAUUAUUAUUAUUAUUAUUAUUUUAUUUACAUGCCAACCAUCUGACUGGGUUAUCCCAGCCACUCCUUUUCUUCAAUAGGCAGUUGGCUGCUGGCAGUUAGCUUGAAGGGACCACCUUCCGUUCAUGCUGGUUGUAUUUAUAUUAUACGUAUUAUCACGUGGUUCUCCUAGAGUCAUAGAACUGUAGAGUGGGAAAGGGAACCCUGGGGGUCAUCUAGUCCAACCCCUUGCAGUGCAAGAAUCUUAGCUGAAGCUUCCAUGAGAGAUGGCCAUCCAACCUCUGCUUUAAAACCUCCAAGGGGUCCAUAACCUCCUGAGGGAGAGACCGUUCCACUGUCAAAUAGCUCUUAAUGUCAGAAAGUUCUUCCUGAUGUUUAGUCAGAAUCUCCUUUCCUUUAACUUGAAGCCAUGGGUUCGGGUCCUACCCUCCAGAGCGGGAGAAAACAGGCUUGCUCCAUCCUCCAUGUGACAGCCCUUGAGAUAUCUGAAGAUGGCUCCUCUCCCAGUUAGAGCUUCCCAACAAGCCUGUGAUGUAGACUAGGCUGAGAGAGAGUCCCUGGCCCAAGGCCACCCAGCGAGCUUCAUGGCCAAGUGGAGAUUUGAGAUUGGUUCUCCCAGAUGUUCUGCCCCUGCAGUGACAUGGAGCCAGGGAGGUUCCGUGGCAGUGCAUUCUAAUGUGCGAAGAACUCUGUGCAGCUAGGAAGCUUGGGAAGCUGCAGACGCCAGGGGGGAGUUGAACUUGGUUUGGCACGUGUGAAGGCUGCUUUCCGUGUCACUCUUUUCUACACAGCUGUUGAUGCUUGUGCCGAACUAACAGCCCAAUUCCAGAAAAGGCACGCGCCUCCGUAAUGUGCAAAUAAGUGUGCAAAGUGCCCUGUUUUGGUCUGAGCUCACACGUCGGUAAGAGAGUACGUGCCAGCAUCGCAUCCUGCAGAAACACACACGUUGGUUAGCACUCUCUUGCAGAACGGGCGGUGUUGCAAGUUAAAUUCACAGGUGAAGGCGUCCUUUUCUGUAGACAAGGUUUUCCACAAAGGCUUGUCACUGGUGGUGGUGGGACCCUGGAGGAAAGCACUGGCCUUUUGAAGAGCAAAGCACGAGGAGGCUGCUGGGUUGGGGGGGCAGCGUGUGUGUUGGGGGGGGCAUGUUCUGCGGGAGCCCCUGACUGCACGGUGUGACCCACACCCUGUCCCCUUCCCCAGCAGGGUUCUGUCGGAGGUGGAUUUUGAGGAGCGCUUUGCCGAGCUGCCUGAAUUCAAGCCCGAGGAGGUGCUGCCCUCACCCACCCUGCAGUCGCUUGCCACCUCGCCCCGCGCCAUCCUCGGCAGCUACCGGAAGAAGCGCAAGAACUCCACCGGUAAGGAGCCGGGCAGGGCCAGGAAUAGCCUUCUGUGGUAGCGGCUGCUGGGCAUUGCAAUUCCAAGACAACAGAGAGGACAAAUACAGAGCAGCAGAUGAGAACGGCAGACAUAGAUAUUGCCAGGGGCUGGACAGAGGAGGAAGGGUGGUGGCCUCAUGAACCUUCCUGAGAACAGGAGGACAGUAUAGACUUAGAGCAGUGGUUUGCAGAAGGACAUAGUUCAGAGAAUGUAGAGGUGAAAAGCUGGGCAAUAUUGGAAGAGGAAGCAGUUUCACUGGGGGAGAGACAGAUGACAGUGUCUUUGGAGAGCAUUCCUGAGUCUCCCUCCCCCAGGACUAGGCGUGCAGUGAGAGUAGCCGAACAGAAAGCUCAAGAGACAGAAGCCCAGACCAACCAGCGCAGGCAAGACUUACGAUAAGAGACGAAGGGGGGUGGGACUUGGAGCAAUGCCAUUAUAGGGAAGGCUGCAUUCCUUCAUCAUUCUCUGUGAAUUAUUGAAUAAAUUGCUUAGUAAGAACUUUUAUUGUUUCUCUGAUUCUGGGCUGCCACCAUGGGAGGGCUCUGAUUCCCCAAAGCCUGACAGAUAUGGAGGAAGGGGUACCAUCUGUUCUGUGGAGAGUCUCCAGGCAGGACAGGUUUGCCCAGGAGGUUACUGGAGUCGAAAAGCAAUGUGGGAUAUCCGCCCCUUUCACAUUUCUGGGAUCAGGUGGGAAAGGAAGCGUAACUUGUGCUUCCUAUUUCCAAGCUGUCCCGUAAUUCUGCAUCCUUGGGUUUAAUAUGGUGCAGGUUUUUAGGGGCAGGACUUUCCCUUCCCCUGACUUGGUAACACGACUUGUGUGCGGGUGUCCCUUUCAGACCUGGACUCCUCUACAGAGGACCCCAUCUCCCCCAAGCGGAAGAUCCGGCGCCGCUCCAGCUGCAGUUCGGAGCCCAACACGCCCAAGAGUGCCAAGUGCGAAGGAGACAUCUUCACCUUUGACAAAACCGGUGAGUAAGGUUGGAGGGCCGGGGGGGGAUGAUUGGGGAGAAAGGGUGGCAGUGGAGGAGAGGCCACCUGAGCCUCAAGCAGCACUGAAAGGGUCCAGAAAUACCCCCAAGCUGUGUACCUGCUUCUUCAGAGGGAGGGUGACCCCAUUCAGAGCAGGCAAUCUCCCAACUAUCCGCUAGCAAACCACCCAUACCCCAAACUUUUUAAAGGGGCAUUUUGGCUCCAGGUGCAUCAUAGAUCCUUUCUCAAUUUAGGCACAGACACGGAAGACGUACUCGGGGAGCUGGAAUACGAGAAGGUGCCGUACUCUUCACUCCGGCGUACCUUGGACCAGAGGAGAGCUCUGGUCAUGCAGCUCUUCCAGGAUCAUGGCUUCUUCCCUUCAGGUAAGGAGGAAGCUCAACCCGGCUUUCCCGGCUGACAUUGUCCUUGGGGGAGUAGAAGUUUGGAUUUUCCUUUUCCUGCAGGGGAUUCUACCGCCCCCCCCGCCCUUGGACCUUCCCUCCACUGCAAGAAAAACGACUGUAGUUUUUGGGUUUCAACUGAGCAGCCAUGUUAGGGUCCACCAGACAGUCGUGGAAAUGUAAUCGAGAGCAGCAUUCCUCGUCUGGCGGUUUUUUUGGAUUCCCGGCUCUCACCAGCCCCAACCACCACGGCCAGUAGCUGGGGACGAUGGAAGUUGUAGUCCCAACAGCUGCUGGAGGGCAGCAGGUUAGGAAAGACUGACGUAGAACAACUCUGUGUUGUUGUCCUCCUGCUGCUAUCUGAAUGGCAGCUUUCAGUUUGGAACAGGAACCGAGACUGACUGUACCCCUCCAGGCUUCUUCUGUAUAUUUUUUGGCUUUGCUAGUGGGUGGGGUGUAUGCUCCAGGUUCUUCACAUUGUUAAAGCACUGCCUAGGGAAGAGUUUCUGUAUGUGUUCUAUCAGAAAGGGUGGCUGCAUCUCUGUAGAUGAAUCACACUUCAUUCAUUCAUUCAUUCAUUCAUCCAACCAACCAACCAACCAUUCAUCCAUAUACCCCGCCUUUGAAAAAACAACAAUCAUUUUAAAAAUUGAACAUUAAUAGAAUUAAAUUUAUCUAUCAUCUAUCUAUGAAAAAUAUAUAAAAACCAUACAAAUAAAAACAGCAUAGCACCAGCCCUUUCAUUAAAAGCACUCAGUUCCCCAAAGCCUGCUGGAACAAGUGUAUGGAGGAAGGACAAAGAGGGAGCCAGUCUAACUUCUCUAGGGAGGGAGUUGCAAAGUCUGACAGCAGCCACUGAGGCAGCCAUUUCUUGCAUCCCUAACAAGAGUGCUUCUGAGGGUGGUGGGACUUGAGAGAAGGGCCUCCCCUGAAAAUCUCAAAACCAGGGAAGGUUCAAAUGAGGGAAUACGCUCCAUAGAAUUGUAUGGUUGGAAGAGACCACAAGGAUCAUCUAGUCCAACCCCGAGAUGCAGGAAUCUUUGCCCGGUAUGGGGCUUCAACCCAUGACCCUAGCGUUCAAAACAUUUCAGAGAUUACUGUAAUAUUUCUUGGUCUUUCUCUGUUUUGUGGCCUAGUUCAGUUCUCUGCAUUAGUUUGUAGGCUUUCUCCCCCCACUUUUUUAUUCCCCAGCCGUUCUCCGCCGCCCCAUCCUCCUUGCUGCGGCACUCACCACCUUUCCUCCCUCCCUUCCUCUUUGGCAGCCCAAGCCACCGCGGCUUUCCAGGCCCGCUACUCCGACAUAUUCCCCACCAAGGUCUGCUUGCAGCUCAAGAUCCGGGAAGUGCGGCAGAAGAUCAUGCAGGCGGCCACCCCGACGGAGCAGGCCCCGAGCACGCCGGAGCCCGGAGGGCCCGCCAGCCAGGGCAGCGCUGCAGAAGCGGGGCAGCCUCUGGAGCUGACCAUGGCGCAGGACUGUGCGCAAGGAGCAGAGGCCACCUCUGCCGCCACCGCCACAACUGCCCCCCUUCCUACAACAGCUGCCAGUUGGGACUGUAACCAGCAGUCUUCCCCAGGAGGCAGCGGCAGCGGAGGCAACACCAGCAGCAGAUGAACAGCCGUGAGCAGAGAGAAACAGCCUUGUGGAAAAGGAGUGGGGGGGGGGAUAUUGGAGCUUCGCCCCCCCCCCGCUGCCAUCUCUGUUCGUCACCCCUGCCCUCCUUCCCUUGCUAAGUGCUUCCCCCAUUUUCUGUGCCCCUGCUCAGGGACUGGAAGCGGGGAGGCAGCUGUCCUUCCUAUGCAGACUCUUCCUCUUUCUUCUUGCACUCCUCUCCAGCCAGUCUGCUCCGAGAGGGAGGGGCUCUGGUCUGCUGCCAGCCCCUUCGCUUCCCCCUCCACCCCAGGACUCGAGUGGUGGUGCUGAAAAACCAUUCCAGGACACACAGGCCUUGCUCUCUCUCUCUCUCAAUGCAGCGGAGACCGGUGACGGGGCCGAGCUGGGGGACAGUUUUACAAAGGGCCUUGAGCGAUGGACCCGUGCAAAGUGUCGGUUUCCAAUUUCAAGGCCCCUCCCCGCCCUUUUAAUAAUGUUAAAUAUUUUGAGAACCCACAUAUUCGUUGCUUUUGUGUCCGUAACUGGGGUGGAGGGGAGAGUCUUUCCCCAGACACACACAUACACACAGCUGAAGGGGGUCAGGCGGGGAGUUUGCGGCCUUGAGUUCUGGACAGGGUUAUUGCUUCGGUCGCCAGAGGCGAAGGAAGAAGAAAGCACACCCAGACCGCUGCUGGGAUCAGUUGAUUACGACGCCCACUUCUCUUGACCGGUCAAGGCUCUGCGUUGGCAACGAGAAGGAGGGAAGAGGGCGCUAUUUGCGGUAGAGACUGCAUACAGACCAGCCUACGUCUGGACAGGCGGUGGAGAGGGGUUUCUGCGAGUGAGGGGCUGACCCAGCACUCAAAGAAGCAAGAGAGAGCAGGUGUGGGUAGCUGGGGGGGCUCCCCCCCCCGAGCGUGAGUGCCCUGGCGGCCCCACGUCACAUGUUGACCAUGUGUGUAACCCCUUCUGUAUUGGGGUGCUCCCACCUCACAUGCUAUUAAAGCUCUUUAACAAUCCGUCCAGUCGUGGAGUUUUAGUUGCGCACAACUUUGGGGAACACCUUCUGGUGGGGGAUACGCUUUCCACCAAAUUCUCCUGCAAGUCUGGUGCAGAGCGGCACAGAACCCAGCUCCUUCCAAAACCUCCACUCCAGCAUCCUCCAAAGGCUUUUAACCCUUAAAAGGGAAAAAAAGAGGUAUGUCCGAGAUGAGUGUAUGAGAUAAGAAGCCAGAGCGGUUCCUGUGAGCCUUGGCCCUGGGCGCUCUCCCUUCUGCAACACUGCAGCGGCAG
This is a messenger RNA of Podarcis lilfordi (Lilford's wall lizard), 45729 nucleotides long. Lineage: Eukaryota; Metazoa; Chordata; Lepidosauria; Squamata; Lacertidae. The record is from the annotation of a GenBank genome assembly.